Porites lobata is the source of this 51771-nucleotide messenger RNA. Lineage: Eukaryota; Metazoa; Cnidaria; Anthozoa; Scleractinia; Poritidae. The record is from the annotation of a GenBank genome assembly.
UGUUUCCCAAACCUAUGUAAAUCUCGUCUCUCUGAAGCGACACAUUUUCACCAGACAAAAAAAUUGUGCAUCGCUCGACGUCAAUUCUCAAUAUUUGUUCAUUUGAAAAAAUUCGGUCAGGUUCUUUAUUAAUGUACUUUUUUUAUGAAAGUAGUAUUUUAAACGGAGAAGGUGUUUUUGAAAGAAAAUUCAAAGGUGAAGAGAUCUUCUAGAUUUUUUUCUGAGAAAAAUGAAUUAUUCAAAAUAACCUAGGAUCAAUUAUUCCUUUCUAGCCAAACCAACUGUUUCUCCUACGCGAAAUCUGAUUGGUUGACGGUACGCUGGCAGCAGAGUUCUCCACUCGAGUUCGCCAUGUUGAGUUGACAGAUCUCCGAAAAUGUCUCUACUGUUACUUCUGAAAGCUUGCUCAAAUCUUCGGGGAAAAUCUGACCGGAUCGCCAGGGUCACUUUUAGAGGUAUGCUAUGAAAAAAAUUUGUUAGAUUGUGAGCUGUCAAUGGCUUCGAACGCUUUUUGAAGCUUCUUGUCUGACAAGAACGAUCGCUCGAUGGAUCGCUCAGAGGACAGGUUGUUAGAAUGUGCGAAAUUUCUCCUUCGGUUGUCUGUUUCCUUAUCUGGUUUUCGUAUCGUCUAAGCCUUACAUAUAUAUCAAUAAUUUCAAAAUUGGCGAUUUAAUUGUUCUUAGGUCGUUGUGAAGAAUUCUAUGUUUUGUUCCUUGGGUAUAUUUUGUUGGUGGUUGGAUAUUUAAUUAUUCAAGUUUGGUUCAGCUUUUUCUUUAGGAAGGAACGUUGCUGCUUUCAGAUAGAUUCUAUACCACUAGUAUUUACGAUCGUAAUACGAAUGAUACAGGAGCGAGUGUUUCAAAAAUAUUCAUGGUAAAACUAAAAAACAUCUACAGUAUGUUUAUGUAGUGUCAUAGUUGACAACUUAAAUUUUCGUGUAAGCUUUACAUUUGUACGCGCCAAAUUUUUUAAACUAAGCUUAAGUUGUACGAAAAUUGAUCGAAUCUCGUGAUCGUUCCAAACGCGGAAGUUUUUUGAAAGAUAAAUAUCAGAGAAAAUAUACAAAGCUUCAACUCAACUUUAGGUAUUUGCUUAAUUGUGAUUUCAGAGGUAAUAUUUCCUCGGCUUCCGUAACAAAAACCGCACGGCGCGCGUUUGCAUUCGAGCCAACUCAACCAUGGAACUUAGGCAUAGUUUAAAUUUCUUUGCGGGAGUUUACUUCAAAAGUGAAAUAUUACACAUUGUUUACAAAGAAAUCCUUUUUUAACAGUAAUAUCAAGACUAGAAAGCCUGUUUCCAAAAUCAUUCUUGCUUCGAAUACUACGCCGUACGGUCCUACAAACUUUUAACGUCGUCCUCGAACGCUUCCGGUAAAAACAUGGCGUCUGGUUGUAGAGAUUUUGACACAAAUGUCUUUUAAUGUAAUUUUCAAGAUAAUACAUUAGAUGAUAAGUAAGUCUCCUUUGACGGCUUUGCAGUGGCAAUAUUUUUUUUAUGCGGGAAUCCAUUCUGUUUGUAUUAAAAUUUAUCAGAAGCCAUUUUAAUGUGCAUCACAAUUUUCAUUGUGUAAAUAGCAGAGUGAAAAUUGAAUCGAUCUGUUUGUCGGGUUGAGCGUGCGGAAUUUUAGCUUAUAUACUGUCUAAUGGAUAAAAGAAAGAAAAUCAUUCUAACGUUAUUUUAUUUUGUAUUUACGUUAAUCCCCACAAAAAAGCAGUGAUUACAAAAAUUACUUAAUAAAGUUAAAUUGCAUGUAACUUUUACUUCCAGUGGUGAUUCGAAUUUUGGUAUUAAUCUAAAUUUCAUGUCAAAUUUUAUAACGAAUGAUUUCUUUGCCGGCUUUUAAACAUGUGAAGAGUAAGAUAAUGGUAGUUGAUCUGUUCAAACCUCAGAAUAUUUCAAAGUCAAAUUGUGAUUAUGUUAUUUAAGGUUAAAAUUAUUUUUCUGAGAAAUAGUAAAGAUGGAUUUGACCAGUUGUUGAAUUGGACUGGACAAUGCAGGUUAGGUUUAUCGUCAAGCCAUCUGAAAGUCAUCUUGCCUGAAGUCUUGUCCCUGAAACCAGAGUUAUGUUGCCCGAAAUUUUUAGUUAAGAUGACUGAAAUUGUGAGUUAUGUCACCUGAAAUUUUAUAAUGCUCAACAACAUCCUAACAUCUCCUUUAUACAUUUUAUUAAACUCGUUUCAUUCUGGCCUCAGUUGUUCAAAAGGUGGAUAAUGCUAUCCAUUGGAUAAAUCUCUAUCCACUGGAUAGCGCAAUUCGUUUUCCUAAUACUCAUCCCCUGGAUAAUGAUGUAUCCUGUGGAUAGCGCUAUCCAUCUUUUGAACAACUUGGGCCUGGAGGAAUGAGAUUUAGUACACAGUUAUCUGCCUUGUAUCAUCUCACAUUUGCUUGAAGAGCAAUUAAGAUGCUUUUUUAUCCAAAUAAACCAAUUCAUCCCACUCAUUUCAUCUCAUUAUAGCGGAAAGAAUGCGAUACUUAUACAGAUUUUAUAAUCCCAUUAGUUUUAAUAAGGAUAUAUUAUGCAGUCUCUUUAUUUAAAGUUUUUCUUUCUUUUUUGAGUUUGAUAAAAUUUCAAGCCACACACUAACUCAGCAUUUGGGCGAUAUUGCUCAGCAUUUCAGGUGACUUAAUGAAAAAUUUCAGUUGACUUGACCUGUUCCUGCAGGUUACCAUAUUAACCUGAGUGUAAUACUCACUUUCUUCAUCAAAACUUUUUUUACACUUGGCUAUAAAUAAUGGACCUUCACACCGGCUUGAGUAGUGUAGUUUUAUACUUGUUUUUAUUUCUUUAUUUCUAAUUUUAUUUUUUCUUAUCAUUAGGGGUAACAUACCAGACGAGUGUUAUUGAAAACUGCUCUGAAGCUGAUUGGGAUGAGGUAGGUUCACAAAUGAGUAAGAGCCCUUUCUUAGAUAAUGAACUAUAACUUAUUUUAAUUAAGUAAUUUUGGUGAUCAAAAGGCAAAAAUCAUUAUCAAUAAGAGUUGGAGUAAACCCUUACUGAAUGAUAGCUCAUAGUGAUGAUUGCCGCGCUUAGUAAUCAAAGGUUGCAUAGCUAAAUUCCUUUAACUACCAUCUUUAUCAGUCCAGUACAGUCAAACUUCCUUUUAUAUCGAAAGAUGCUGUCCUCUUUAAGUCAGACAUCUCCUUAAACUGGACAGUUAAGGUGCUUACCAUUAAUUUCCACAAAACAUCUUGUUAAAGAUUUAUCAACUAAAUUUGAUCUUGUGGGAGAAGGACCCACCUACAAGAAGGAUCUGUGUCUGAUAGGGGCUGUCUACCGACAUAGCGGUCUAGUGUUGGUCGACAUAUUGAUUGAUAUAGCAGCUUAGUGUCGGUCUACAUGUUGAUCAAUAUGUCACUUGAGUGUAGAUUGAGUAUUGGUUCUACACUGGUUGGGUGUCAGUCAAGUAUCGACCUCUGUAUCAACCGAUCAUCAGUUAACAGGUGGUCUUGAUAGUAUCGGUAGGGUAUCAGUAAUAGGUAAACCUAUCGCUGUGUAUCUGUUACAGGUCAAAAUUAAAUUCAGGUGAAAAUUUUUUAACCUAGGUUAAUUCUCAAUUUGCUUUGUCUCCUAGCCCUAAUUCGUAAAUACAGUAUAAUCAGGGCUAGGAGAUAAAGGAAAUUGAGAGUAAACCCCUACGUUAAAAAAUUUUAACCUGAAUUUAAUUUUGACUUGUUAAAAUAUUCGUCAAGCAUCAUGAGUGUUGUGACAAACCCUGCAUCUUGAUGCUCUGUGCAGUCUAAUUUGACCAAAAUUUGCAUGGCAAAUAAGGUGUCUAUCUAUCUUUCCGGCCCUGGCUUUUCGGUCUUGCUCAACUCGUCAAUCGAUUUUUUUCCCUACUUGUUUUGUGUGCAAUGGAUCACCAUUGUUUUCAGUGAGGAAAUUUUUUUCUGUGCCCAACAAAGGUACUAAUAGUAUAACAUUUUGUGUCUGAACUGAGGUGACUGACCAACUUGUUGACCGAAUGUUGGUGAUAUGUUGGUGUUCCAUCAUGAAAGUAACGAUUGACUAUCAACCAACUAUUGACUGAUAGGUUAUUUGGGUCGACUAUUGGCCACAUAUUGACCAACAUCUAGCUGAUAUAUCAGCUGAGACUAGACCAAGACUCUGCCGAUAUAUCGACCUAUAUGUCGACAAAUGUGUUGGUUGACAGCCCCUAUGAGACACAAGAUCCAAAAAGUAUAUCCAAAUCGGCUGGACAGGCUAAAGAAUCACAGUCAACUCCAACUGAAUUGAUUGAUAUAAUAACUUGCAUGAAGAUUUUUACCUGACAAGGCACAAAUAGGCAGAUGGACACCCGAGAAACAAAACCGUUAUUUACAAAUAAGUGGUCGCUUAUGGGAAGUGGUCCCUUUGGGGAAGUGGUUCAAUGCUAUAAGAGGAGUGACUGUAUAAUAAUUGCAUCACCUCAAAUGCCAGCCCACAUUUUCUGAAGCUUCCCAUUUGGAAUGGCGAGAACCAUGUGGUUUCCAACCGGAAUUUCUGAUUUUCCCAUGCAAUUUCAUACAUACUACACCUCGUCAGCCCGAUACUUUAUACUUGUGUUUUCAGCAGUACCAUAACUAAUUCUCUAUCAUAAAUUUGUUGCACAGGACUUUGAGUGGCCCCUGGAGAGUCCGCUGGACCCCAGUGAAUUCAUUGAAAUUGAAGUUUACAACUUCAACAAAAUCUUCAACAACAGGUUUUUAAUAGUUCUUAUUUAUUUGAUUUUGUUUACAUUGAUUGCAGUCAACAGACCACAUCCUAAUUUUGCUAUGGAGUUAAAAAAAAUUGAGAAUGGCAGCUAUGUUUCUCUGUGGCAAUAAUUUACUUCACUUCCAUGCAAAUUACUAGCCUCACAUUCUGUCUGUUGUCUCAAAACCAUGUGAUGCCCCACGUUUCCCAUUGCUUUAAAACUGUUUAAUAUAUGUGUACAUUGUACGGCUGUAUCACACAUGUUCUCAGUUACCAAAUCUACAGAUACGAGAUAUUAUAUAGAAACAGGAGUCUCAUUUGCAUUUUAUAUUAUUAAUCUGUGAUUACCACUAGUUUGAUAGAUCUGAUGGUUGGUUGUUUUUACUUUUGUGAUUGCAAACAGAGUUUUUAAGUUGAGAUAAUUAAUAUCCCCUAUGCUUGAGUGCACUACCUGUACUUGUAAACAAAUUUUAAUUUAUUUAUUAAAUCUUACUUGUUGACCUAAAACAGAUCAUGAAUUAUAGCCUUAUAAGAGACAUAUUAGGCAAAUCUGAUUUACGAUAGAAUGCACAUGUAUUGCCUCAAGUAACAUCCUUUGCCAGGUUAAACCAGUUCUAAGCUGGUUUGAUUCAGAAUUUCCUUUGUUUCAUACACCAACGUAGCUAAGAAAAUUCGUAGUAUACAACUUUUGUUUAACCUUAGAAUGGAGUAUUCUCUGAAAUUUCAACAUGUGCACACUUAUUCCAUCAAGUAACCUUUUUUCUUCCAAGACUUGUUGGAGUGUUCCGCAUGGUACUGCAAAAACUCAUUCAAGAUGGCCACCUUGAGGUCAUGGAGAGUCUCAUUGAUAUGAACAACACAGUGCUUAAGGUAAGGAUGUUUGUAAAAACCCAUUCACUUGAAACUUGUCAGUUUUUGUUCAUCUGUCAUGGUACUUGAGUUUGACAUGUCUACAAGUUACUUUUUCAGGAAAGGGUUCUCUCUUAAGAAUAAUUGAACGUCUACUUUUAUUGGAUUUCACUAGGUCUGUUAUGAAGACUUUUUCUAAGUUUUUUUUCCAUGAAGUUAAAUAAAAUUUAACACAGUUAACAACAAGUCAUGUGUUGAUGGUCAGCGGUCAGUGCGGUGGCUCAAGUGCAGUCAGCCUUGAUCUCCAUGUGCUUAGUACAGCAUUUCCUGUUGGCCUCUCUCUUCGUUUAGCCUUUGGAUCAGCCAUUUACUCCCAUCCCUCUCCCCCUUUCAUUUUUCACUGAUAAAUCAGUGUGAUGGGUACAUGGUUCCAUUGGCAUGAGAGCUUAUGGCUGGAAGGCGUGGUCUUACCAGUCAUAGGGGUGUAACUCUGUCUAGGGGUUGGCUUUGCCAAAAGUGGAAGUCACUGGACAUCACAGGUGCCCAGCUCCACUAAGUGAUGCAGUUGUUAAUGAAUAUUAGCUAGUCAUGAUGGAGUUUUGAAUAGUUUUCAGUGAUAUUUUUUUCUCCUUCAGGCAACUGUUAACCUGGAACUGCAGUAUAAUCCACCUGAAGGAAAUGUAUCACAAUGGGUCAAUAACAUUCACGACACACUUGAUGCCCCACCCCAAGUGGGCUAUAUGCCUGACAGUCAAUAUCAGAUGGAUCCAUAUCAGCAUGAACGUCGAGGCUCCUUUAUCGGCAUAGGCAGUGCAUUUGGUAGCAAGGCAUCCAAGAGCCAGUCAAUGACGAGCUUAACUUCCAGCAGUCAUCGGCAACCAAGGAAAGAGUCAAUGCCUGCUUCAUUUGGUGGGGGUAGGUUCAUUUCCCCUGAAGGUGGAGGUGGAUCACCUUUUGAUGCCAUGUUGAAGGGAGAUGGUGUUGGAAGUCGCAGAGGAUCUCAGAUCAGUAUGCACAGUGACAGGAGCAUGAGUAUGAAAUGGUAGGGUUUUGGAUUCUAGAAAGUGAGAGCACUUUUAUUUCUCCAUUUUGCCAAAAUUCCUGAAAAUUUAAGUAAAAAAAUACAUGUAGUGGAGCACUUCAGUCCAGGUCUCCAGUUAUGGAGAAUAGUGGUUUACUUAAUUGGAAAUAUGUAGAAGUGUUUGUUUUUGACCCAGCCAUCUCUCCUCGCUCCUUGGUGCUAGGGACGUUUGACGAGGAAAGGAGCAAGGAAAGAUGGCUGUUUUCACAGGCUAGACAACAGGGGAAACCUGUAAAGUACCCAGACAAAAACCUCUCAGGGUAUGGCAAAGUACCAACAAUUAACUCAACUUAGAGUUCUCUGCAGUUUUCAAAAGUGCAAGAUUUCUUUUUGAAAACCAAGAAUGGCCACCUUUUUUUAUGCCAUUAGGUGGAUUAGGAGCACCAAUGGCUUAAGCAUCCAGCAGGGCCUGAUGGAAUUCUCCCCCAGAUGAAAUUUGAAAUGAAACUCUCAAAUGCUGUUUUUAACAUUCCUGAAACUGGAGAAACACAUCUCCAGGAAAUUAUUUUAAUUUAUGUGUUUCUUGAUUCUCUAAUAAAGAGUAAAGACGUUGUAAUUUUCUUCUCUCUUAACAUUAAGACAAUGACUUCAUGUGAUCAUUAAAAAACAAACAUACAAACAAACAAAAACAAAAAGUUAACACAAUCCGAAAAGAAAGAAUCCUGCAAAUAUGUGGAAUCAGAGCACUGGGGAUAUGACAUGCUAAGAAAUGAGGCAAACCUCGCGCCUCAAACAGCCCUAAUGUAAUGUUACGUCCUGGAUUUGAAGCCAGGCUAAAUUGGCGGGAUGUACAUGUAAGUGUUGUCACCUCUGUGCCAUCCUUGUCAACCAAACGGGUCACAAGUUUUUGUUUUCUGUUGCCUUUUGCAGUAGUCACGCCCAUCCUAGGGUGAGAGCUGAGAAGAAAAUGUCAGUCAGAGAACAAGACUAUCAGGUUGGUUUAAAUACUGCAAAGUCCUAAAGGCUCUGGGGGUGUACAUGUACAUGUAUUAGAUCCAUGGCAAAAAGAAACUUUAAAUCCCCUUCCCCUUUCCUCCAGACUAAAGAGCAUGUCUACAAUGCCAUUUGUAUAUAUAUAUAACUGUAUGUAUGUCUCCCAAUUUCAGUGAGUGAGCAUGUAUUAGUUUUAAUUUAUUGCUCCUUUGCAUUGUUGUUCAGAUACAAGUUCGUAUCCUGGAGGGUCGGCAACUUGCAGGUACCCAGAUUGACCCAGUUUGUACAGUCAAUGUUGGUAAUCAAAAGAAGAGUACAACCAUAAAAGAACAGACCAAUUGUCCCUUCUGGGAUGAGGUAAGAAGAAGCAGUGAAGGAAGCUACUGUUGGAGAGUAAAACCACUAGAAACAUGAAAGUUGUUUGUGAUUAAUUUAAUUACUUUCAUUUUCUUUCAGUUUUUCGUCUUUGACUUCAAGAUGCCCCCAAUGGUGUUAUUUGACAAGAUAAUCAAUUUCCAGGUAAUUUCUUGCAAAUAUUGUAUCAUAUCAUUAUAUUUAUUUGAUUCAGAUCUUUGGACAAAAAUGCUAGAAAUAUGUACAUACACACAGAGUGCAAAGAGAGUCAGUUUUACAGCUUGCCAUAUGGGCAAGCUGCAGCUAGCACUCAUUAACUAGCCCAAGAGUCAUUUUAAUUAGCACGAAAAAAUUUUGAUGAGUAUAAUUGAUCUCAGUUCUUCUGUAAUUUGAAUUCCCCCAAAACACUUCACUUGCCCAUCGGGCAACUUAAGAACAGAAUUCACUAGCCAAAUCCUAAAAUCUAUUAGCCCCAGGUUAUUGGACAUGGCUUUCUUUGCAUGCUGACAUGUAUAGUUAAGUGACAUAGAUAACUCGAAGGCUGUGCCAUUGCAUGGAUACAUUAAAACUUGCUCUGAUGGUGUAGCUUUUGUCAUUUUCAAAUAAUACCUUAUGCGGUUAAAUUUUUUACUGGCAGGUUUUUACUGGAAGGAACUUAGUCAGCCAGGGCAAUUUGAUUGGAGCAUUUAAGGUAUUUGUUAAUUUCAAUAACAUUAUGUUGCUUCUUUAAAGACUCCUGAUAUUAGCUCAGACUGAUUCUUUCAGUUAAGAAAUAAGAUACAAUUAACUUUCUUUUAGCAGGCACCAUCAUAGUACUUAUUGGAGUCUAAGGUCUGGUUCAAUCUAUCACUGUAUAUUUGCAUGAAUUGUUCUUAUUGUUAUUUUCAGCAAUUUAAAGCCAAGUUAAGUUCUUUUUGCAACUUAAGCAAAACCUACAAAAGCUGCAACUGUGCAAAACUUUGCUACUCUUCUUGUGACUAGCACCAAGAAGUUCCAGGGCUCGAAAUUAAAAAAAUCCUCAGGUCGCCUUUUGGCGACCAACUGGAGAAAUGUAGUUACCAAAUACAAAUUUUUAGUCGCCAGUUUGUAUAAUGUAAAUGCCACAACUCAUAGUUGUUGCGAUCCAUCAGAUUUGAUUGUUUGAAAAUAUCAUGGACAAAAGUAGGUAUAAAUAUUGAGGUAAACUAGCUUUGUUUACGCGAUUUGGCACAUUCUUUUUGACAAAAGCAAAGCAAGAUAAGAUGAAAUGUUUGUUUUAACUUUACUUUUUUAAUGGGAAUCUAAAUCAUAGAGAAAUCUUGGUUGCAUUGGUGACCGUAUCAGUUGCAAUUUCAAGCCCUGAGUUUGCUCAUGUUACUCCAGUAUUACUGGAGUUAUAGUAGCCCUCAGUGAAGAGUCAGCUGGAAGUACGGGACGUCACACUUUUGUAUAAGAUCAAUGGCCGUGUGCCUGCUUAUCUAGCCAGUAAGACUGGCCAAACCUCAGAUGCACAUAGUUACAGCACAAGGCAUAACGAUCAGUUACAAUCUCCCUUUUGUACUACUGCUACUGCUCAGCAUUCCUUUUUUUAUCGUUCAACAAAUAUUUUGAACUCCCUUUGCUUAAACUCUAGAAACAGUGAAUCACUCUGUAAGGUGGAACUAUUUAGCAUAAUAUAAAUGUAAAUAAUGAUUUUAGCUUAGUUUUUUAUGAUGCUUGUAACUUUCGUGAGAGAUAAUAAAGUUAUUGUAUUGUUUUGUAUUACCGGUAUAUUGUAAGGGGGACUGACUCCCAGUUAUUCAUAAAGAAAUUGGGUUAUUUUAUUGCACCUUGUAAGUGAUCCAAACAGUUUUCACUGACGCCAACUUGUCCAGUAGCCUAGUGAGGUACAUAGUCAGGGUUGUCACUAAGAUUUCAAGUUACCGGGUAAAUACAACAAGUAGGCGGUGAAUCAAACGGCUAGGGAUUUCUUUUGGUUCUAUUUUUCUUCUAUUUUCCAAUAAAAGUUUCUUAGUAGUAAUGACAACCCUGAUAGUGUAGUGUACAUGCAUCAUGACGAAUUAUCUGCAUUUACAUAGUGCACUCUGAUGUAUUUGUUUUUGUUAGCUGGAUGUGGGAACUGUGUAUGCUCAACCAGAUCACAGAUUCUGUCGAAGAUGGGCUGUAUUGACUGAUCCUGAAGAAACACUUGGGGCUUCUGGUGCUGGCGUCAAGGUAUUCAUAGUGUUGUACAUAUGUUAUUAAGAUAAAGGGUGAAGUGAAGUCAAGAAGCUGAAGAUUUGAACGAAUAUAGCACUUAAAACAACAAAUUUAACGGAUUAUCCCUUUAAACUUAUGGCCUGGUGUAACUAACGUCAUUUCUGAAACAACCAAAAAUAAUAUCAUUUGCAGGCUUUCUUGUCUAUCUCAUGCUUUUGCAGUUAAAUGAGUUCUUACAGCAGGGACUCCUCCUACAACUUCACACGAAAUUAAAUCGUCAAAUGUUUAUGCACAAGCUGUCCACCCACUGGUUUGUGUAAUAAAUUAUUUGUAAUAAUAAGGUUAAGUCCAGGUUAAGUUCUCUCCUGAAGUAGAGCAACUAAUUCCUUGUAUUGGGUGUGCCUUUUAACCAGUCCAUCAUUUGCUAUUGCUGGUGGGAAAUCAAUGAAUCCUUUAUCAUUCUUGCUACAUAGGGCUACCUUAAAGUUGACAUCACUGUCUUGGGUAAAGGUGAUCCUGCAAAGGUGAGUGGAAUUUUUUUUAACUGGAUGGUAUGACUGUCCUUUAAUUUCUAUGUACAUUUUAUUUCAUUUAUUCAUUAUUUCAUUGUCAUCCUUUCAUGGGCUUAUAACCAGCCAGCUCAAUGACCUGCUCCCAGUCGGCUUGUUAGCUCAAUUCUGUAGAGCACUGUGCUGGUUCAAAGGUCAAGGGUUGGAAUCCUGUACAAGCCCUUUUUUUUUUCAGGCUCCCUUUUCGCAACUGCAGAAGUUGCGUCUAUAACUGUAAUGAUCUCUUUUUAUUUAAUUCUUGACCCUGCAGUUCAUCUUUAUUCUUAUUUCAUUGUCCUUCACUUGUUAGAAUUUCCCUUGCCUGACAUGAUUUUUAGGACAUAUUUUAACUGUGCAAAAACGUAUUUUUUGAAUUGGAUGAAAUAUUCAUUGUAAUGGACAUGUGUCUUUUCCUUUCAGGAACCUCCAGGCAUUAAGGACAAUGAUGAUGACAUUGAAGGGUAUGAAUGAAAGUAUUAUUAUUUUCUUCGAAGUACUGUUGUAAAAUAUUUUGUCUUGUGAUAGUGCGUGUGAUUGGCAUAAAUCGGCAUAACUUCCAUAAAUUUUGGUAAAUGGUAUGUGUGAAUCAAAACUAGAAUUUUCUAGAGGUGGAGAGGGGUGGGGGUUUCCUGGAGUACAGCAUGUAACUUACCAGUCACAUCGGAAUCGUUUCAGCCGUGAAUUAACCUCUCCAUUGUAGCCACCCGUGACAUAUUUGACUGAUUAUGACAGGAAACAGCAUUUUAUUAUUGAGACACUGACAGCAAUUGGUCUUGACAGAUAACUUACUGUAAACUCAAAUGUUUUCAGGAAUCUUCUGCUACCUGAAGGAGUCCCUGCAGAGAGACCAAAAGCAAAGAUCAUAGUGAAGAUUUACAGAGCAGAAGGUCUUCCAAAAAGUAAGGAGGUGGAGGAGGAGCAUAACUACAAAUGAGCUAUCUUUAUGUACUUACAUGUGCAACUCCAAAUUCUUAGAGGUGUACAUGUGGUGACUGAUAAUCUUUUUGCUGAUUAUUUUACUUUGUAGUGAACAGUGGACUGAUGGCUAAUGUCAAGAAAGCAUUCACUGGAGAGGUACAGUUUUAUUCUUUCUUAGCAUGGUAACCGAAUUAGUCCAAAGGGAUUAACAUUCACUGGUUUUCCUUACAGGUGCGAGAUCUUGUGGAUCCCUAUGUGGAAGUGUGCUUUGCAGGACAUAAGGUAAGUCAAUAUUAGUAGAGCUUGCUUGGCAGCAGGACUCUAAAAAUGCAAGCGUUUCUUUCUUUCUUUUUUUUUUUUCUGUGUCCUCAUCAAAAUUAAAGCGGGGGGUGGUGCCAGGCAUUGCUAUCGGAGACCAUGGAAACUGGGGAUAAGAAUUGUGUCGAUGUGACUGCCAACAUAUAAAAAUUUUCUAGAGCACCAUGCAUGUCUUGUGAAGAAAGCUUUGGAAAGAUUAAUGCAAUAUAUGUCGAGCUUUUCCAGAAUGGGUCAGUCCAUGAAUUCUAUUGCUUGAAAGCCUUGAUUUCUUUGGAACAAGUGAAUAUUUCAGUCAUCAAAAAAAGGAGAAGAAUCGCAGUGAGCAAAAUUUUGGUGGGGAGGCAAACUAAUUGUGUGUUGUAAACUUUCAUUGUAUGCAAAUGAGUCUUGUGAUGAGCAUGCGGUUUUUUUGGCAAUAAUUGAAAUGAUGCUCCAUGUUCAUCACACUUUUGUUCUUUGACAAUGAUGAGCAUGCAGUUUCAUUUUUAUGUAGUUAUACUUGAAAUGAUUCAGAAAUCCAUUGUUCAAUAUAAAAAGUAAAUGUCUUGAAGAAUACUCAACUUUUUGCUUUUAAAGGAAAUGAUGUAACAAUUUCUCCUCAUUUCUUAUCUAAUCUCCAUCUAAGUAAACUUAAUGCUUUUAAGAGUGUCUUGUUCCCCUAUGAUCUUGAAAUACCCAACCUGUGAAGUCAGUUAGACUGUAAUAAUGUUUGAAAACAUGGGGUCAGUUCAUGCAACAAAACAGGUUUUAAAAAAACUUCAUUUCACAAAGUCAUUUUGACUAUCAAUGGCUUUGGUCAGGGUUAUAUGCUUCUGCUUUGAUUUUGUAUCCCUUUACUAGGAUUCUCACCAUUUUAUGACAGGUAGUAGGAAAAAAUUCUGCUGGACAUUUUCAGGGUCUGUAUAGUCGUGGAUGUUUCUCUGGUGGAAAAUAUGCCAAAUUUGGUGUAUUUUUACACCUUGGUCACUGGCCAUGAUAGGGUACUGUAGGAUGAUGCACAACAAACUCAGCAGCCUUCAAAUAUAAAACGUUAUAUUAAACAAUGUACUUAAUUUGUCUGUAUAUUUCUUAUUGAUUCACAGGCCAGAACAACAGUGAAAAAGAACACCUAUGAACCAAUGUGGAAUGAACAGAUUGUCUUCUCAGAACUGGUAAUAUUUUUAUUUUAUUCUUGGAUUGUUUGGCAUGACAGAUUAUUCUCUGUUUUAGUGUGGACUCUGUUACAGUGAAUGGGCCAUUUAGAAUACUUCCUGUAAGAUGUUGUGAAAAUUCCUAGGUUUAUUUUAGAUUUAGCUCUCUCUGCACGGUUUCCUGAAUACAGUGAUUUUUGUCGCUCAGAGUAAGAAAUAUCAAACAGCAAGUGGCUGAUAUAAAUUCAUUCCAGUACUAAGCUUACAUUUAUAUUAGAGGUUACCUUUAUGGUGGAAUAAGACCUUUGUCUUUGAAAAUCAAGCAAAAGUGUCAUCUCCAGCUUGCUGGUCAUUGCUAUCGGGCAGAUAAAGAAAUAUUUCCGUCUCUUAUCUUCUGGUGCCCAGUGGGCAGAGUGCAUUGCUAAAGUGAUUGCUAGGGAUUCAGGACUUGAGACCAAGGACUUGAGUACAGGGAGGGCAAUUGGUGGUGUUUAGGAAGAAAUCUCCAUGAAUGUCCAAUCCACUUUGGAGGUGGAAGGAUGUUGAUGAUGAUAUUUAUGUUAUAAAACCCAUACCACCCUGUAUGGCAGAGGUUGUGCUAAUAUACAAUAUAUAUGCCUUUGUAGUUGAAAUUAAAAUCUCCUGUUUUUCUCUAUAUAGUUUCCUCCACUCUGCAGAAGAAUGAAACUUCAACUUAAAGACAGGUAUGGACAACUGUGGCUAUACUUUAUAUUCUACAAUGUUUUCUUUUUGCGAGUUUUGGGUCAUGGUCAAUCAUCAUCACAUAGAUUCUUCUAGACAGUCAUUCCAUAAAUCAGUCUCCGACUAUUUGAAUGCCUAUUAAUUGUCAAUCUCUCAGCCUGUGACCUCUUAUCUGUUUAGUCGGGUAUCCAUCAAUCCGGGCAUCAAAUCGAGCCAGUCCUCCUGCAGGGACUGUCAGCCAUUUUUUUGACAAGACAGUAACAUGGUCCCAGCCACAUGAGAACACUGGAUCCUUAAAGACUCUGCUCCCUAAGGCAGGCAUUUCUCGUAUUUGGUGGACGCGUUUUGUGGUUCAAGGCUGUCUGCUUAUUGGAGGUUGAUGACUGGACAUUUGGUGGUUACAAUAUAAGCAGCCUUUAAUUUUUGUAGUUUAGUUAGAACUUAGCUGCUCACUUUGUUUAAGUGAAGAUAAGGUCAUUCUGUUCAUCCACUCUAAGCACUGAUUUUGAUUUACCCUUGGCGUAAAUAUCUUAUUAAUAAGCUUUUAUGGAGUAUUGCAUUUGAUCAUUGCAAAGGUCAAGGUCUGGAUUGAUGUUUUGAAACAAUCAAACAGCUUUGUUGCGCUGUGAAAGAAACUGAGAUACUACUUUAUUAAUUAUGUCUAUUUUUUUCUAGUGACUCAGUUUCUGAUGAGGUCAUUGGAACUCAUUUUAUUGACCUGUCCAGGAUAUCCAAUGAUGGCGCUAAUGGUAUGUGAUAUUAAUUCAGCUAUCUCAACACUUCAUGGUUUACAUUGUGAAUGAUAAGAUAAUUAAUGGCAAAGACAUCAAGAGUAGCUUUUAUUUAUUUUAUUUAAUUCCAUUCAUUGUACCAUUAUCACUGAUUUUGUUACCUCUGUGUCUGGAAUCUCUGAUGCAUAAAAAUCCCCAAAGACGCAAAACAAUUCAUGGCGUGCGUCCUGUAGGAUGCAAACAUUGAACGAUUGAUCUGAACAUGUGCUUUUGUAGAAUUAUCCUACUCGUUUAAUUUCCGUGGCAGUUAUUAUGGCUGUUGUUUAACAAUGCAUAUUUCUUUUAGCAUCUGUUGUGCUUUAAAAUAGAAGGACGAUAAAAUUAUUUUAAUUUCAGUAUAGGUACUGCAAUACUGAGUUUUGGCGUCUGUCUUCAGAUUAACUGUCUGGUUACAUAAAGGCCCAAGCAUUUUCAAUUACACACUGUUUAUUUUUUUUUCUGGGACUCCUGAUUUUUCACAAGAGGAGUCCCAGGACUCACCAUAACUAUCUCACUGUGCAACAAAAUCACUGCAUUAAUCUAUAGCAGUUGCAAAAUGAUAAAUUAAAAAAACUGGAAAAGAUUCCUUACAAACAGUUUUUGAUAAUAUUAAUAACAAAAUAAAAAUGAAUCUGGAAAUGAGAAACGGAAUUGUGGUAAUGAGGAGUUAAGUACAGAUUCCUUUUUUCCUGUCAGAGGUGACACCUCCCUUAUGUUCAUUGCAUUUGCCUAUCAGGGGAAAUACUUAUAAUCAUUUGAGCUACAUUUAUGUAACAUUUUAUUAUUCAAGUACAUGUAACCAUAUGCACUGACCUUUUUAAUUUAGCUUUUUCAUGGCAGUCAUUAUUUCUUCAUGGAAAAGUGUUAUUACCAGUUAAUAGUUCCUCUUGAUGUCUUUGACAGCUUUUGGCCCAUUCUUAUAUAGGAGGGUUCGAAAAAAAUCUAGUGUAGAAUUAUUAUGAUUAUUAUAGUGUUUGACUGUGGAAGGAAGGUCAGUUUGGGAAGUUUUUUUGUUGAUUCGAGACAUCUAGGUUCAUGAAAUCAGGAUUUCAGUAUACACAUUCACAAAAUUAUGUUGUUGUUCAAUUAUCUGCUAUGCAUAAUUUCAUCACACUUUGUAUUUUCGCAACAUAGAUGACAGGAUAAUUGCAGUACAUUUUCAUAAAUUUGUGUGCAUUUGGAUCAUUGUUGCCAAACUUGGUAUUUGCCAGUCUGGCUAAUAGAACACUGUUUGGGUGACCAACAGUUAGACAGUGAUUAUAAUUUAUUAAUUGUAUGUUCUUUGGAAAAAAUUGGCAAACAAGGUUAUGAGUCUCAGAGUAAAUUAGUCCAAAAUUACAGAAAAUGCAAAAUGCAAGUUUGUUAAUUUAACAGUCGCCUGGUUAGCUCAGUUAGGAGAGUGCUGGUCUGCUGGGCAGGAGGUCGCAGGUUUGAACCCUGGCCAGACCAACACUCAGGGACUCAAUUAAUAACUGAGAAGUUCUGCCUUUGCAAUGACAUCUGCAAACGAUUAGACUUUCUAGUCUUCUUGAAUAAGGAUGAAAAACCGUAGGUCCUGCCUUACAGCACUUACACUUAUCUGGUUCUUGUGGGAUGUAAAAGAACCCACACCACUGUUCAAAAAGAGUAGGGGACUCAGACCCUGGUGGUGUGGCCAACCUUCAUACAUCAUUCACAUCAUGGGUUGGGUGGGUACGGUGAGCUCAUAAAUGGACUGAUAGUGGCAGCCAGUGGCGCUCUUGUAUGCUGAUGUCUGAGUUUAUUAUUAUCGUGUUAAUAGGUAUUGUAAAGAGGAUGUGUCUGCUGUUCUCUCAUCCAUGACUUCUUCCUUCUUCCUUAAUUUGAUUGUGUUUUGCGAAAUAAAAUUGUUAGUAGUAGGAAUGAUAAUGACUCCCUGUAUAAGAAUGGGCUACAAAGUUGACUUGUAAUAUUUAAUAAUUAGUUCUACACACUUGGUAUAUAAUUUAGUGUUGACAGUUACAACAAUUAGUUAUGACUUGUCAUUUCAUUUGUCCCCAUAAUACAGUGCACGUUUGUAACACAUCUAACGCUUUUUGAUCAUCAGCUCACUAACUAGCACAUUGCUCACCCUGCUGGUUUUGACUUAUGUCUUCUCAUCUCUAAUCCGGCUUUCCUGUUUUCUUCAAUGACCAGUGUUCAUUUUCUUUUGAUUUUCUCUUCUUCCCUUGCAUUUCUUUCCUUUCAGACAAGCUUCAUCUGAUAUGCUCACUGUUGCCAUAUAUGUGUUGCAAUUGCUUUUCAUUGCAUCUGGUGUUUUACAAUAAAGCUCCUGCUAACUAAAUUUGAAAAUAUAUCUAUGUCUUAAGCAAAUUUUGUGCUGAUUCCAUACAGUCUUUUUUUCAGUCUGGUUAAAAUCUAGAAUAUCAACAAGGAUAUGCUGUUGCAUGUACUUGCCUUCCAUCAGUGCAAAUUAUCUUGAAUUCAAUAAUGCUCGAUCCUUCAUAACUGUACAUUUGUUGUGGUAUUGUUAAGUAGUGGUGGCGAUAUUAUGUAACUUUUUCUUAAAGUUCAAUCUGUUUUAAAAUGCUGGAAAUAAUGACAGAAUAUGGACUGUACAUACAUGUAUACUGAAAACAGCUCGUUACAAUUUACAAUAUUUAAGCACCUGUAAUGAACCAUUUUUUGGCUUGUCUUUUAUACAAACGCUUUCGUAGGGAGACAGUUAUGACAACAGCACAGAGUUUUUGCAGCAAGUCAAAGAUAUAUUUCGUUAUUUAUGUCUGUACCAGACAGUGACUUGACUUAUUCAUGCUUGUGACAUGUCAACCUGUCAUUUCAUUUGCCAGUUCUGUUGACCUUUUUGUUCAAACUUUCUCUUACUUUAAUGCCAAACUAAGCUGUUGUCUGUAGGGGCAGAGCCAAGGAAACAUGGCUUUCAACACUGAUUUUAUCUUCUCUUUUUCGUCGGCCAGUUCUAACAUGCAUUUUUCUCUUUCUUAAAUUUGUUUUGUGUUUGCCUUGUCUUUUUUCUUUUGCAUGCUUUUAAUUGUUAUGGCUCUUAUAAAUCCUAAAAUGUAUUCCAUUAACUGCGUAAUGAAAAUGAUCCUUAAUCAGAAUUGUAAGAGUUAAGAUCUAAUGGAACAUAUGGCAGUUUAAGUUGCUAUUAGUUUUCACUAUUUUUUUGCAGUUCCUAAUCCAAAGUAUAAGUUGGUCAGUGUAAAAGAAUAAUACAUAAAAAUGCUAAUUUGAAAGUUUUACAUCAAAUCUGCAUGGUGUGAUUUUCUAGCUGUUAAAUACAACAAAAACAGUAUGCAAAACGUUUUUGCGUUUUUCUUUGUAAUGAAAUAAUAUUCACCAUCCUUGACUUCAAUUAAAUAAGCAUCUAAUGUUGCUAAAUUAAAAUAAAUUGCUUUACAGUUCAUUGUUAGGUGCACUUUCUACUUGCAUGACACUCGUACUUUUAAGUUGUUUUAUUAUGAAGUGAAUUACUAUUGAUAUGAGUCUGUCACUGCAUGCUAAGUUAUUACCAAAUUGUGGAUUACUCACACAUUUUGUACAGUAGCUUUUCGAAGUUUCUCUGCACCCUACAUGAAUGGUGAGUGGGGUGUCUUUGCAUGUGCUUUUGCAUGUCUAACUUAAGCUGGCUGACUGACUAUACAGGAUGGCUCUCCGAGGUCUAUAUUCCUGGCUCAGGCAUUAAAGUUCCUGGCUCAAUUCAGGCUCCUGGUGUGUAUAUGCUGCUGGCUGCUUCUCUAGAUCUUAAACUCUUUAGUAUAUUCCUACAUACGUGUCUGUAACUGCACCCUAAAGUAGUUUAUAGGACAGUGUGAGACAAUCUAUCCCUCUAUAAUACUCUUCAGAGGUAAUGCAAUCUACCCUACAAUCCUUUGAUGUAAAGAGGUACAGUGUAACCCACUAUCUACCUGUGUAAGGGAAUGUAAUCUUCUUCCCUAUUCUAAUGUGUAAGGGGACGUAAUAUAUCCUACUAUAAAAAGGGAUUUUUUUUCUACAGCCUGCCCACCUUGUUUGUUGUGUAGCCAGGGGUGUAUUAGCUACUCUGAUCUACUAUAAUACUGAUUGUGUGGAUGGAAUCUCCCCUACUAUACUACUAACAAUGUGGAUGAAAACAACCCCUCUAUAUAACUGUGUCAAAAGAUGUAGUCUCCCCUCUGUACUUCUUAUUCUGUUAAGGGAUGUUAGCUACUUUUCUAAACUACAUUAUAACUGAAUGCAAACCCACCCUCUAGAAUUUACCAAAUGAUGCAAUUUUCCCCUCUUGCUAUUGCUGUCCAAAGAUACUUAGUCUACUCUUGUACACUACUGUCUAAAGGAAUGCAAUGUACCCUUCUACACGUAUGCUACUAAGGGUAAUUGAUGUUUGUUCACAUUACACCUGUAGUUUUCCCCUGUAUAUUGCUGUGUAGAGGAACACUAUGUCCCUCCCUGACACACUGUGAAACAAAUAACGCUCUAAGUAACUUUCUGUUGUAGGAUGUUUAAUUUUAUGUAUCACAACACGCUGUUCUGUUUAGCACUUUCAAUCUGGCUUUAUGAUCAUGAAACUGAACAGAAUGUCGUGAUUGGUUAUUCUUACUGCUAUUUCUCUAGAAAAGGCAUCUCUUACUAAAAGUUGCUUGCACACUUUCUACUUGUGAAACUGGUCAUCUGUCAUUCUGCUUUCCCUAUACUCUUGUUUUUUUGCUGUUUGCACUUUUCCAUGACCUUCUUGCUCGAGUUUGUCUAAAUGACCAUGCAAUACCCAUCUGUCACUGCUUUAAAGUUGUUGAUAGCAACAAUAACACAUGUUUUUUCUUUUGAAAUAAUAAUGGGUGCUGUAUUUCAUAUGGUUGUACUAGAGCAUCUGCAAAUCCUGCUUCUGAUAUACAGUCAGCCUGCCUGUGACCUAACCAGUGGCGCUGCCUACCGUUCUUCCGACAUAGGAGAGCAGAAGCCAUUAUGGUUUUGACUACUCAGGCAUGCCUGAAAAGUUGGCCUGCAUUCAACUUGACAGGCAUGCUUGUGGUAAAGAGCUGCAAUGACUGUUGUUGCUAGCAGGAUGUGCAUUGUGCUCCCAUUUGUCAAAACAGUAUCCCAGUGAAACAGGCAGCACAUGAGAACCAGUCUUGGGGUUUUUUAAAAUGUGCAUUAUAAGUAAUAUGGUAUAUCCAUUUUUUAAAUAGUCCCAGGUGAGAAUGACGGGGUGGCUAUGUAUAUAUCACGUGAAAGUGUGCCAGCUGCUUUACCUCAGGGAAAUGAACCAAUGGAGUGGAUCCAUUGUAUGUUAGUCAUUGAGUGGGGAUUGAGUGCACAUAAUAUGAUUUCAACAGUCAGGUUCCCUGGUUUUCUCCUGUGGAAGUUCCAGAGGGCUGCUCUCCAUUCCCAUUUGACCAAAAAAGGAAAUUGCAGGAAAAAUUGAAAAAUACUAACAACAAUCAAGCAAACAAACAUAUUUUUGACGAAAAUGCUAGCUGCCAUUGCAACAGUAUAGGGAAGAGAUACUAGUUUUGACUUGUUACCUUUAUGCUGUUUUAAACCAAUGUUCAAGGAGAGUCCUUGGAGCCUGGCUGAUCACCCUUGUAGAAAAGUGCAAUAAUUACUUCACGAUAGUGCACUGUAGUCUUAAGAAACAAGAUACUGCAUGUCACAUCAGUUUUAAGCUUGAACCAUGCUAUUGAUCUUUUUAUGCUUGAAGAGAAAUCAAAUAGUUGCAUUGACCUUUGAAAGAAAAAAUUCAACUUGAAAUUGCUUUGAAGCCACGUACAAAUCUCCCAAGUUGUAAUUGCUCUUGGUUACAUUUAUGAGGCCUCUCUGUUUUAUGGUUUAAGCUUGAAAGUUACUUGUUUUUUGAAUAAUUAUGUAUAAGCUUAAUACUGUACUCACUUGAAAAUUUUUGUUAAAUGUAUUUGUCCAUUUUGUUUUCUUUUGCCUUUUUUUGUUUAUUUGCUGGUGAUCACUGUGAAACAUGUCGGGGUGACAUCGGCCUCUGAAGUUCAUAAAUAUCCUGCUGAUAUUGGUAAAUAUGUCUUUUGAGUUUAACUCCUGGUGCCUUAUGCUGCUUGCUAUUGUGUUUCCGUGUUUCAAUGAUCAUUUUGUUUAGAAGUUUGGAAAAUGUUUCUUCCUUCACUUCUAUGGAAAGUGGUAAGGUGAGGCCAGAAUUAAAAAUGGAGGCAGUUGUAAUUUCAUUUUGGCCUUAAAACACUUAAAAACAAACAUCUAGAUGUGAAAGAACUACUCAAGAAAAUUUUGUAACUUUGAUGUACAAAUUGUUGUUAGGUAGACUUACGUCAAAUAAAGGUUGCUUUGUUGCAUGACUGCAAUGAUAUACCUUGUGAUGAAGAGCCAUUAAAAUUUUUUCAUGCCAAGCAAAGGUCUAAGUUUUAAACAAAACCGGUUUUCAAUACAGUGGGCCAAAGUAUGAGACAUGGCGAAAACACAAUGGCAAGUACAAAAAAUCAUCCAUCCUUGUUAGUACAAACGUGGCACAGUAUACUCACACUAUACUACUUGACGUUCCACUGCUUGUCAUACCUGUAGCAUCAUUGUCUAAGCACGUUGAUAAUCACUUCAACUACCACUUGUUUUUACUUCAAACUAAGACCCUUCUGGCAGUUUGUGGUUCAUUGCAUUUAUAAAUGAUAAAUCACCUUUACGAUCAUAUGAUGCCUUCAAUCUAGCAACUCACACAGCACAUCAAGGUCACUUGUUUUGUUUAUGGCACAUUGUUUUACACUUUAAUGAUUGUUUGAUAGACCUGUUGCUACUGUCAUACAAAUGCAUUGUCCUCCAUUCCUUCAUAUAACUCAGCAUACAAUACCAAACCAUAUGCUUUGCAACGGUAUAUUUGAAAACAGUCGUUAAAUCGUUUCAACCUUCUACUAGUUUAGCUACAGUAGGAAUUAAAUUAAUUUUUUAAAACUCUCUUUCCACAUUGGGUAAGUUAAGUAAACACCAUCGCCAACAAACUUGGUACAAUUUCUCCCCCACUAUACUACUUUCAUUCAACAAUUUAUGAUUUCUCAGCCUUUUUUGGACUGAAACCCUUUUCACUCUAGGUGAUCAAAAUUCCAGAAAAGCUACAACUUUCAUUCUUUAAAAUCCUUAAAAACAAAUUUCACAACACAGAAGGAUUACCAAAGAGAUUUUUUAAACUUUUUUUGGCCACAUUAUUCAGGAUGUCAUCUAUAGACUCAAAAGUAAGAAGAACAUACUAAAAAGAAGUACUGAAUGAAAGUACUGCCAAAGUGGUAGAUACCACAGACCAAAAGUUGGAGCUUCAUUCAAUUUCUCAGCAAUAGAGAACUUUUCCAACUUUUGACAAGCACCAGUUAGGGAAAAACUGUCGUCACUUCCGGAAAGAGCGCCUUCAAAUUAAACUUGCUAAGUUUGAAAGUGAUACAUCUUAAAUGAGUGAACAGAUAGCUCCUCAGGCAAGUUUGUGCCCCUCACCUUAUAUACAAACGUCACUCUGUAAAUUAGUGACUUUGAGGAGCUAUAUCUUCAUUAAUAUCAUAGGUGACGAAUUACUCCUUAAUUUGGCGCGAAAUUUCAGUGUUAAUUUGUAAUUUCACAUGUGAAAUUACAAAAUUGCUAUGGGAACCUUCUGUACGUCUCAGUGUCAAGAUGGCGACAAAGUUUUAAAAAGUCAUGAAUAAAGAUGUCAGGGCACAAAAAGAUGCUUUAGAAAACCUGAACACACGAAAGAGCACAUCAAGAAGGAUUCUAACAGGUAUUUUGUCGAAAAACUCUGAACUUAAGCCAAAUUUAAGUGCUAAACGUUCGAGAGAGUGCAGCUAGGGGUUCUCGAUUGAUACGAUCGAGAAUAAUAAUUUCCCUUGCCUAAAGGCUCGGGAAAUUAUAAGGAUUUGGACAAAACGCAUGUGAAAUUAUUCCCUAAUUUCACUCGUCACCAUUUGAUUACACAUACUAAUUUUCAACAAAUCACCUAUACAAAUUGGCAGUUUUACUAAUUUAAAAGGGCUCUUUCGAGCGUAGUUGACAGAUUUUCCCUAACUUGUCCAUGUCAAAAGUUGAAAAAAUAUGUGGAAAGGUCUAUUGACUGUGGGAGGGAAAUUGUUGACAAGGAUUCAGAAGCAAAUGCACCAGAUAUUGGAAGGUUGGCACUUGUGCUGCACCCCUCCAUGAUAAAACAUUGCGGAGUCUUCCAUGCAUGGAAAGGUAGUCAUAAGUGUAUACUUACAGUCAUGCUGUCUUGAACCAACAGCAGCUCAGAAUCACAAUUAACAUACAUAUACUCUUACAAGUGCCAAAACACUUUAAUUUCAUUUCACCCAGAAAUUAAGCCCCAGUUCAUUCCCUGUAAAUAAUAAUAACACUUUUUUGAUGCUCUCUAAGAUUUAGACAGUAGAAGCAGUGUUAUUCUUGCAUGAUAUUUUAUGUACAAAUGCAUGUUGUAGUUCUUCCAGGAGUUAGAUUCACUGCUGUAAGAUUGCAUUUUCUCUUUCACUCCCUUGAUAUUAAUUUACACGUAGCUGUUUUGAACUUUAAAGGUUAUAAAAGUUCGUGGUAAGUGUGGGUUAAUCUUAGUCACCAUUUUGGCAGCCUUGCCACUCACAGAAGUUGAACUUGUUAUGGAUGAGUUAGUGUCAGCCCUUCAAGCUCUCUUUUGAAGCAGAAAUGCUUAAGGAGUUUAAUUACAGCUUUUAUUGAGGGCCUACUGAGACAACUAAAUUUAAAUACAGGACAAAAAACGACAUAAAUUAUAGCUGUAUUUUUGGGAUAUUCAGUCAUUCAUGAUAAUGUCCUAUUUUUAUAGCUCUUAAAGACUGUGAAUAGACCCUUCCUAAAAACGGGUUUUGCAAAUUCUUUUCGGAAGUUUUUUAGUUCUUUCAAUGAUUUGAAGUCUUUGUCAGAAAACAGAAUUGUUUUCAUUCCAUCAGACCUGAUUUCAUAUUUUAAAAUUUUAAAUGUUUUACUCAUACUGAAAUGCAUUUUCCUGUCUUAUGUAAUGUGUUUUGUAAACUUGAAAUUAAGUGCAACCUCACCAAUUACAUGGCCAUCAAAAUCAUGAAUCUUUGCAAAGAUCUGAGUCACGGGAAUCAGAGAGUUCAAUUUGAUUUUCUGCUCAUUCUAUUGAUUUUCACAUUUCUUAGCCUGCGAAAGCAUCCGUUUCUCCUUCGCUCUACGAAACGUCCCCAGCGGCGUAGAGCGAAGGAGAAACGGAUGCUUUCGCAGGCUACACAUUUCUGGAAGUUUGAGGGAGUGAAAGAGUCAUUUGUUAACCUCUUUUUUGCACAAUAUUAAUUUCAUUUGCACACACUUUUGCAUGUUGCAUGGCACACUAACUGCAUGGCAUUGUUAGAACUGGCUGACUGAACCAAUUGGCUAAUAACUGUUUUGAGUUCGUUAAUUUGACAAGCAGCUGGACUAGGCUUUUGGACAGGAAUUCAGCAUGCAUGUUUAACAACGUACUUGUAUGUGGUGUUGUAACGAGUGACUACUACUUAAUUUGAUGUUACCUAUACCAUCUUAUUUACAUAUUACCACUACAUAGGUAGUGAUUUGUUUGAUUUUCCCACUUUCUUGGCCUUGAGAAAAAAGGAAAUCCAUUCAUCCCACUUUGAAUGUACAUCUUUUUUCCAGCGGAGAAAUUUAGAGUAUAUUCCAUGCUUGUUCCAGGUUUAAUUUAGAGUGAUAGAUGGGUCUGUGUGUGAGUUUGGAUGUUGUUCUGAAGUUAGUCUAAAUAUCUAAAGGUAGUCUGAAUAACUGUGUUAAAUUACCUACAAAGUUCGAGGUAAAAGUUGUUUCAGGUGUCAGACUUUUGGGCGUAGAUAUAGUUAUCAGAAUUGCAGUUUUGUUCAGAAGAUGAAUGACUCCACUUAGCUACAUGAGUUGUUAUUUGGGGUUCAUGGAGGUGUUGGAGUUUGCAUGUUUGAGUUGUGCUUGUUAAUUAAUGUUUCUAGGUUUCAUGCCAACAUUUGGCCCAUGUUGGGUAAACCUUUAUGGAUCUACCAGAGACUACUCUCUGUUUGAUGAACACAAUGAUCUUAACAAUGGAUUGGUAAGUGUUUUAGGUCCACAACCCCUGUGUUUGUGUAAUUUUCAAAACUUAAUGCAGUGUAUUUGCCUUCAGAAAACAAGGUAGUAUUAGUUUCUUUGUCAAGUUGCAAUCGACGUUUUGAAUAGUUCUUUUUAUUCUGUGUAAAUGGGAAGGGGUUAAGCAGUUAUUUUUUGCAGCUAUGGUCAGCAUUUACCUGAAAUUAAGACUUAAAGCAGCACACAUAGAUGUUUGACAGAUGAAAUUCCAGGAUGUUGGUUGGUCAGACAUCAGAUUUGUGGCUUCACAUGCCAAUUGUUAGGGAGCUUGAACAUUAAAAUGCAGCUGCAUCAUUUUUUUAAACUUCAUCAUUCGCGGUUGUCAAAACUCGUUAAAGUUGGCAAAUAAACAAAGAUUUUCCUAAGCUAAACCCUUAGGGACUGCUCUCUAACUGAGGAAAAGAAAGAAAAAUGUUUCUUUGCAUGAGAAAAUGUCAUGUAGAAGUACAUAUAAAUUAGUGACGCAAAUGAAGUGCACCAAAGUGUGUAUUCCAUGUGCAGAGCUUUUGAUUUUGUGACGUUCUCAUUCACAUGAUGAUUGUAGUCUUGCUUGAGCUCCUUACUAUGAAAAGCGGGAAGGCAUAUAAACAAUAUACUAAAAAAUAUAAAAUAAUUUACCGUAAAAUUCCGAAAAUAAGCCCCGGGGCUUAUAUUUUUCAAAGGUCCUUUUUGAGGGGCUUAUAUUCGGAGGGGCUUAUCUAUGAAAGGCAAUCGAUUGGGCUAGCCUUAUAGUUGGAAGUAAAUUUACCAUUGUUGCUUUGUUUCACUUUGUAUUUGAGCGCAAUUUUCCAAGUACAAGCCCCCGGGGGGCUUAUAUUAAGAGGGGCGAUGUAAAGGAGGGUUUUUUUGCGUUACCGGAUUGGGGGGCCUAUAUUUGGAGGGGCUUAUACAUGGAGGGGCUUAUUUUCGGAAUUUCACGGUAUAUGAUGAAGAUAUAUAAACUGUAGAGCCAAAAUUAUUUGCCGACAAAUGUAUGGUGCAACAUGUUUAACUAAUCAGGGAUGUCCACUGAUGUCCAUGCUGCACUUUUGUUUUUUAGGGAGAGGGGGUGGCAUACAGAGGGAGACUUCUGAUGGCAGUACAAGCGGAAUUUGGAGAAUCUGCCUCUGAAUCAGGCAUUCGACAGGUGGAAGUAGAGCCUACUGCACCGAUCUCUGAUGUAAGUUUACUGAAUGUUAUUUUGAGCUGUUUUUAUUCUUGGAACACACCUGUUAAAGGACGGGAAGCAUCCUUUUGACUGGUACAUGUGUUAGUGUCUGAUGCCAAAGUCAUGAUCCUGCAAGAGAACCCAACGUAGGAUCUUCGUUUGGUUAAACUAAGAUUUGAUGAACUUAUUCAGAAUAAAGCAGUCUAAGUGAAAAACUCUUUGUGUGAAACAUCUAAAGAUAUUUCCACAAUUUAGGCCUAAAAGCCCACAACACGCCUUGUUUACCCCCUAAAACUUUGCAUCAGAAUUGUCUUCAGUUUCUCCUCGGUAUUACGUAAUUUUCUGGAUAUUGGCAGUUAGUAGGCGGGGAUUUGAAUACGAAGGAAGUUGUUUUAGUUAUUGUUUACUAAGAAAGUUGCGAGAGGAUCAUGCUCAUAGAAGCCACGGAAAAUCCCUGGCACCUGCAAUUGAUAAAAGUCAUGUUAGGUCGUCCCAGGAGGAAGCUAAAACAGUGCUUAUGCUAAAUUUUUGAGAGUAAGCAAGGGUUAUCACGGGCAACGUGAAAGUGGCAAAUGAUAUGUUGACCUACUUGUCGAUUGUUUUUCGAAAUAGUUUUUGAAAAGACCUUUGAUAUACAGUAGAGCUGAGUUUUCUAAUAUUUGGCGUAAAUUGUUGUAACAUUAUCUUGCAGUUUCUGAUUAAAAACUGUCUCCAAGCCUUCUCUUAAUGAGAAAUCGUAGUCACUAGACUUACUUUCAAAGAUACUCCUUUAUGGUCUUUCAUUUAAAUUUUUGGCGUCUUGAAUUGUGACUUCCCUAAUAGUUGUGACCAUGCUUGUAUUUAUAGACCGCAGCAGGCAAGGAGGAUCAGUUUCAAUUGUUUGCUUGUUUCUAUGAAGCUAGCAUGAUUGAGAGGAAAGUUGGAGACAAGAUGAUACAAUUUGAAAUGAGUAUUGGUAAGUGUAGAAAUGUUGCUCUUUCGUUUAAAAUACCAUAGUCAUGAUCUUCUUCUUAGAGGGUGUGUAAUGACAUAUGUUAGUCAUCUAUGAUAUUCAAACCUGUUGACCAACAACAACAUCAACAAAAAACGUGAUCGUAAGGAUUGUAAACUUAGACCUGUAGAUAAUUGUGUCGUACAGUUGAGAUGGUUUUGGCUUUUCCAGAAGCUUUGGUCAUAUGAUGUUCGAGGAAUGCGAUGUUUGAGGUCAUAGUUCAUAGUUCCUUGUCAUGCGUUUUAUACAUGAGUCUCCGGGCAACCCUAUCCCACGCUAUGACACUAAUAAAUUAAUUGAUUGAUGGAUUAUGACACGAGAAACGUGACCUUUUCUUCUUUCUUAGUAUUGAACUCUUGCAUCUAAUCUUUUCAUGAUUUGUAUCAAACCAUUUUGGUUUGGAUCAAACCAAAGUUUAUCAAUGCACCAUUAUACAACGGCAAAGUAUCCACAAGGAAAGUUGUUUCCACAGAUCAAAUAAUUAUUUUAAACUAUAAUUUGUUGUGCUAUUGACUAUUCAGGUAAUUUUGGCAACACAAUUGAUGGACAAGCUUUGCCAGGUGAGGUGGUGGAUGAGGUGAGAAGAAAUGGUGAGAAUCCAUUCAUUCAUCCACUGACCCCACCUGUGAAGCCCGUAACCAAUGACAGACAGUACUAUCACAUCCCAUGGGAGGAUUCCAAGCCAUGCACACACAUCAAAUUCACGUGGCAAGACCAUCGUAGACGACUCUACAACUCUAAUGUGCUGCUGAAGAUCUGUGAGAGGCUGGUGGGUAGUUUGUUUCAAUCAUUCAAUUAAUCCUUUAAGUUGCAAGACAUCAUCUAGAGAAAAUGUUGUGAGAAUUAGUGAAAUGAUCAUCUGAUGGGAAAAGUUUUGAUCAGCAAACAAAUUCUCUCAACCAAUUUUUUAAGGAAAUGUAUGGAGAUCAGUCUGGAGAAUUUGUAUUUGAAUUUUGGGGCUUGAAGAGUUAACAAAGAGUGAGUGAGUGGGUGAAUGAGGUAGGCGGUCAGUCGAUCGACCAAUCAAUAUCAAUCACUGUAUUUGCAUUUGAACUGGAACUCAACCCAAAGAAGUAAUUCAUGAGAAUUUGUGAACUGCACGGCAUAGAGUGCUUGCUAAGAAAGUGUAGCCACACACAUGUAAUGCGACUGAACCUCAAAGGCGACUUUUGUCAAUCAAAUGAGAGUAGUUCCCCACCGAUCCUACCUUUUAUGGUGACUGGUAUCUGAAAGGCUUGCUUUUAUCCGUUCCAGUAGUCUGUACUUAAUUAUAAAUGACAUAUUGCUGUGAGAUGUCUGCACACUACUUGACUAGCCUAAUUCAUUUCGGAAAUGAAUAUCGCAGUUAAGGAGUUCGAGUUCAGAGCAUUGUGGUGUUUGAAGGGAAGAGGUACCCUAUGUACACAAAUGCUACAAUCAUGAUUUUAUCAUGACAGGAGGAUGGCUUGACGGAUUGUCUUGAGAGAGUGAAGAUGGACUUGCCCAAUACUUACAGAUGGCUCAGUAGAGUCCUGGCUGAACUUAUCAAUGGCUGCAAGUAAGUGAUUGAUCCUUUUACCGUUAUCCCUCUCAUAAGCCCAUCGUUUAGAAAAGAAAAGCUAUCACGCCCGCCCCUUUCCUCUCCUAGCUCUGCUCUUUUCCCUUCACAACAAAGUUAGCAGAUGCCUGAUCUGAUGAAUGAAUACGGUCAGGUCUGUUGCUUGCACUUAUCAGAAUGUUAUACAGUAGUUGGCAUCUCUCUAAUCUCUAUGACAAACAGUCAUUUCCUUAUCCAAACAUGAAUUAUAGUUAGGUACCAUGCCUCUAGUCCCUAUAAGUUACAUUCUGCUACCAGUAUUGAGUCGCGUUAAUUUGAAGAGCUCCCUUUUACCCUCUUCCAGUAAGUCGCCUGGUCCUAACUUUCUCUAAAAGUUACUCUCUAAAACGUUCUUGAAAAUAAUACGCCCAUAUGCGCCCACUAUCAUAACUCAAACUUCUCCUCGCCAAUUUCCUCUGAUAGUUUAGUAAAGGUGGAUUGUCGAAUGUUCUGUCCACUUGAUUCAUCUCUAUCCAGGAUAACGCAAUUGGUUUCCCUUGCACUAUCUACCUUUUAAACAGUCGGGCCAGGCGCGUAACUGCUUUGUAUUCAUUGUCUACAGCCAGUACCUCAAUUUAGUGAAGUCAAUGCCAUCUGCUGGUCAUGUGGGACGCACCAAGCUGGAUAAAGAGAGGCUGAAGCUGUGCCAGUAUGAGGUAGAAUCUGUCUGUCAGUCAGCUCAGGAGCUAAAGGGAAGCACCAAGGAUGAUGGACACAUCAAGGACAAUCUCAAAGCAGCUAAUGCGCUGCUUCAAAGACUUCUGAACAUUGCUAUUGAGGUAUGUGUUUUUCUAGAGUAUCUCUAGUCAUUGUUAUCAGACCAGUCGCUUAGAAGCUUUGCGGCAUUUAUUUUGUUUGCGCAACCCGAGCUUCACCUCGACCGAUCAUUUCUUAGAGUUUCUUAUUUGUCCCGUUACUGUUUGCUCUAUGGGUCUUGUCUUUUUUUGCUGCAUUGAAAGCAAUCGCACAGCUGAACGGGUACAUCUGAAAUAUAAAGUAAUGCAGGACUUGCAAUCGUACAAUCCCCAUGACUAAAGAGUUGUAAAUAUAUGCCACUUUGAUUUGUAGCCACAAGAAACCACUCCUGAUGUGUUUAUCUGGAUGUUGUGUGGCGGCAAAAGAGUGGCUUACACUCGCAUUCCAAGUCAGCAUAUUGCCUACUCACUAGUUGAGGAAGAGAGAGGGAAGGAUUCAGGCAGGAUGCAGACUGUGUUCCUCAGAGUAAGUUUUUGAUAGCCUGUAAUGCAGGCGUAUUUAGGAGGGGGUGGGGGUUUUGGGGGCGAAAGCUGCUUCACUACGUGCGUAAUGCCGUGCCCGUCAUCUUUGCCCUUAUUACUGAGGAAGAUAAGAGAGUCGUACAGAGUGGAGUGGCAACCUCCUUCCCAGGGUUCUCUCCUACCUGUCCUGGGAACGAGGUUGAAUGGAGUGGGUGUUAGGGCAACAGACAGAAGGAGUCCCUCUCCCCGCUUAUCUCCCCGCCCCCUUGGACUCGCCCCAACUCCUCCACCUUUUGGAAUUCAACAAAAAGAGUUUACUUAAACAGAGAGAAGAAAAUACCUGCAAUGCAGGGUUAAUUGUAUUCGCAUAUGAGGUAUUCUCUGGUUUUAUUGCCCAUCCACUUUCACUAAAACAGAUGUCCACCCGACUAGCGAGAAGUGCAUCUGACCAAUAGCAAGAAGUCUUGCCCGUACAAUUCCUUUGAAACAGCUGUCUUCUUAUGGUCGAUGGUGGGAGGGUACUUUCAAAGUGACAUAAAAUAGGAAAAAUCGGCGUCAUAAUAGCAUAACUGACAUCAUUACAUAACACAACAUACGUAAUGAUAACUAAACUGAGCGGGAAGGAAAUUUGGUCUGGAAUCAUGCGCGUGAUUUCAAAUCGCGCGUUCGUUCGACACGAAGUUCGAUUACCACUUUAUUACAUCCAUUUCGAAAUCACGCAAUUAAAUCGUCUAGUUGUCUUGAACCCUUCAGUGUAUUAUAGAUGUGCCCGCUAAGAAUGUGUUGACCGUAAAUAUAUUGGGGAAUUUUAAAAAUUGUUUUACUUAUAUUCCUCAGCUUCCAGGCAAGCGCGGUGACGGUCCAAAAGGCUGGGCAAUCCAGGCAAAGUUAAAUAUCAUGAUCUGGCUUGGUCUGCACAAACACAAGAAGGACUAUCUCAAGGAUGCACCUAAAGGAUACCAAACGGUAAAAUAAUGAUUAAGAAGUUCGUCUUCUUAAAUAUACUAGGCUUAUUUAGCAACAGAACGGGGACGUCAUUUGGCGACGGGAAAUUGCGCAGAAAGGACUAAACUCGACUUCCGGUGCCUAAUUUACCGCUCUGCCAUUGGUCAAGCCAGUUGUUUGAUUUGCGCGCGCCGUCGUCAACGGACGUCCCCUAAAGAAGACAUAGGAUCAAGGCUCUUUUUUGCACUGAAUGGAGUCCUUGAAAAAUGGGGAAUGUGUCCUUGAAAGUCCUUGAAUUUUCUGUUCAAAAAAAGGAACGAACCUCGUUGCUCACCAAAUCCAUCGUGGGUAUUUGCUUUUUUGGUUUAUUAAUUUGUGGUGAUAUCCUCCUUUCAGCCAAAGAAUGCCCACAAACUGAUGGCUCCCCCGCCAAAUCAUCUGAUCUACACAGGUAAUAUUUAUCUACACAUACCGGCUACAGUUGCUCUCGCCUUCUUUUUUGAUAACAUCUUGACCGAUGAGAAGUAUCAGCAACCCUGAAUGUUUUUCCUCUUCGUUUUUGUUUUAGAGAAGCAAAAGUUUAUUUUGCGGGCGCAUAUUUACCAGGCAAGAAGCUUAAUCGGUAGUGAUGCUUCAGGACUUUCAGGUUAGUGAUGUUUUCAAUGCCUUUGACGCUUUCAGUGCAAACUCGUUCAACAAAGAAGUGGAAUCACUGUAGUUGAUCUAUAAUCAAACAUCACUGUGUUGUUGCGCUGUGUUUCCUUUACACUUUUAAGUGGUUAUAUGCAUGGCAAAGGGUUGAACUUGGGUUAGGUGACGUGCUGACUGACGCUAAGGAGUAAGUAGCGGAACAAGAAUGUCCCAGUACACUGAGGUAUCCAUAACAACUCAGACAUGGCCCAACACACAGGAACCUGUCUCACUCAGUUGUAUAGCAGACAAACUGGCAAGGGAUGGGGAUACGAAAGGAUACGCCUCGAGCUAGUUGAAAGCAAUCCGCGACUAACAGCAAAUGCAAGCAUAAUAGUGUUGGCAGGCGAGACAUUAUGCUGAGUUUACCCUGCUGCUUAGGGCGCUCUGCACAUCUAUGCAGGCAAUAACCGCUGACGUUCAAAUGUCUCGAGUUUAACUGUACUUAAAUAGCAUUUAGCCCCAAUUAAUUUGAUGUUUGAGUCAAUCUGUCAUUGAUCUGAAAUUGCAUAAAACUGCAUCACCUACAACCCCAGACAAAAUAGUUGUUGGGACACUAGGUCGAUUUCCCCUGCCUCCCCCUUUGCAAAGUUGAAAAUACCUCAAGCUUUCCCAGACUGGGCUUUCUACCAACACUCGAGGGGGCGAGGGGACUUAACUGUGUAUGCCCAAAAAAUUGGAAAUGUGCCUGUUUUUUUUUUUUUUUGACCAGGGUUGUAGCUUCUUUUAACUAUUGCCUUGUUUCUUACAUGAAAGCUUGAAAUCUUUAAAUAGAGGUUUAAAAGAAAGUCCCUAAUUAAUGACUGUCUUGGCCCUUUGAUAGAUGCCUUUGGGCGCGUGAUCUUCACGCACCUUGUGGCCGAUACACGCGUGAUCUGGGAAACAAGGAGUCCAACCUGGGACCAGAUGCUGAUGUUCAAAGAUCUAAUUUUGUGGGGAGAUGUAAAUGAAAUCGCUGUGAAUCCUCCCACGAUUGUGAUUGAAGUAUUUGACAAGGAUAUUGGGGUAUUGAAUUCAAUGUAUUGUUUAGUAGCACUAUAAAUACAAAGAACCGCACAAAAUUGUGCCAUGCAGAGGUGAAGAUCGCUUUGUCUUUACGUCAGCCCCUAGGAUUAGUGUACUUGGGUUCUUUAUUUUCAAUCAAGUUCUCAACCCCUUUUGACGUUACAAAAUGUUCAUUAAAAUCUUGUACAAUCAACUCUCGCCUUGUGGACACCCUGUUAUAACGGAUACCCCGAUGAUAAGGACAGCAGCUAAAUCCCACCCAAAACUAAUUUAUAGCUGUUUGAGUGAAAUCAACUGUCGCUAUUACGGACACUCGCUAAUGAGGACACCAGCUCAAGGUCCCUACAGUCUCCGCUGUAAAGAGAGUUUACUGUACUGGGAAGUGGUACCACGCCCUCGUCCUCGUACCCAGGGUCCUCUCCCACUCUUCCCCCGGGGAGCACCCUGGGAAGGAGGUUGCCACUCCCCUUAAAUUGUUGAAGUCAGACUAUAACGUUCCUCAUUGCCUUGGCCUCUUAACUCCCUAUAUUAUAAAAUGUGUCACUUGCGUUCACAAGGACACAUCGUUUAACGCAACCAAACCAUAGUGAAAACUUAUAAGCCAGUCGCUCAGUGGCAGGCGUGUCAUUGUUCCGUGAAAAUCUGAAGCCAACACUUACUGGCGUCACUUAGCGCAGAAAAAUGCGUGUAAAAAACUUCAAAAACUUUUAUUUAGUUCUGAUUGGCCGGGAAAGGGGCGCCAGAUAUUUGUGCCAAUCACAGCGUUGGACGCAAAGAAAUUGCGAACUUACCUUUGUUACUCAAUUCAAAAACGCCUUCUCUUUCUGCUUGUUUUACCCAGGGUGACUCAGAAUUUAUCGGCCGCGCCUUGGCCCGCCCAAUCGUCAAAAUGGCUUGUGAACCUUACGAGAAGCCAUUCUUUCCACCCGCUUUGGAAUGGUUCCAGAUCUUCAGAGGGGAGGAGAAAGCAGGAGAACUGCUGGCAGCAUUUGAACUUCUUCAGGUUGGUUGGUUAGACCUGUUCAGUAGGUUGUGGGUUUCAUGUAGAAAGAUGCAACCCAUACAACAUCUAACAUCUUAAAAAUUUGUUAAAUAAGUGUUAGCGCGUUCCACUGCGUCACCCUUGUCUUCCUUAAUAAGAGUAACAUUGAUGACCCAGUAUAGUUUUGUAAAAUUCAGUAACCCAUCACUUGGUGUGUUUUUAAAGAGAUCAAGCAUUCCACGAUUAUCGCUCAUUACCCUUCUAGCAGAGGUUUCUUUCCAAGGCGGUUUUUAGCCUGUACGAAGUCGUUCGCGCCGCUGACAUUCGCGUAGUUGGCUUGUGUACGUCACCGAAGGUGGCGUCUCUCUCUUUUUGUUUACGCUCUCGUGCAGCGGCGUAAACGACUGUAAAACUGCGUUUUAGAAGGUAGUUACAUAAUGGUCUAUCCUAUUCUGCAUACCUUGCCUGUUAAUGCUCUGGUUAAAAUCCUGGCCUUAAAAUAACACAUGAGGUUAAUCUUUUUUAAUUCACGUUUUGUUGAAAUCAUACGUGUACACUUAACUGUUUCAAGCAUAUUCCAAAAGCAUCGCGUUUUUUAUACGAAGAGCGGUGUUUAAGACUGUUGUUUCUUUGUCUUCUUUUUAGUUAUCCGAAGGUACAUGUUUCUUGCCGACUGAAGUGGAGCCUGUUAACACUCCAGAUGGACCAAUAACCCCUGUACCAGUAGGAAUCAGGCCUGUAAUGAGGAAACACAGGAUUGAGGUACUGAAUUGUUUUCGUUCGUCGUGGACGCGUGAGCUGACAAAUGGUCAAAACAUUGGCUGAACCCAAAAAUAAUUUUGUUCUCUGAGUCAAUUCACCUUUCCUCCCGUUUACCUACCUCUCUGAUAGAUUACAGCUAGGUGGUGUCAUAUUUCAUCUAUAACCCUUCUAUCAAACACCGGGCACAGUAUUCCAUCAUAUAUCAAACCCCCGAGAAGAGAGUUGAAAUUAGGAUUGAGAGAAGCCGAGUUUUCGUUGUCACGUACUUCGAUGUGUUUUGGACGUGGUGACACACUGCGUCAAGUAUUUGAUAAAACCUCUCGAACAAAGCGAUAUUUGAAGAGAAACUGCAGGAUGCUAACAGGAAGAACUUACUGUAACCAACUCAGCCCAUGAUAUACACUACGCCACCGGCGGAAACGUGCACCACUGUCUUCGAACAGCAGUGUGGGUCGUUUAAUGACCCCUUCCAAUGACUUGACGGGAUUACCUGAACUGAGACAAGAUCUUUAAGACCGCCUAAAGACCCUUGCAAGAUAUUUUAUUAACCCUGGUCUCACGCGGUUAGCGUACUCACGCGUGAUGACGGCUCUAGUUAACGUCACCUUCUUGUAAGUGUAGCUAGUAACACCAUGUAAUUAACGUUCAUGAUUUGUUCAUCAGGUGUUGUUCUGGGGUGUGCGUGAGAUGAAGAGGAUCAAUCUGACCACUGUUGACCGACCCCAGGUGGACAUCGAUCUUGCUGGUCAUGUGAUCCAAUCAACUGUUAUUGCCAAUGCUAAGAAGAACCCGAAUUUCCAGAACCCGGUCAUUUUCUUUGACGUGGUAAGGAAGAUGUUUUAUCGUUCAAGUAGUACUUUUGCUGAUGCCUCUAUUGGUGAAAUACAAGGGGUAGCAGCGACAAUAGAGAAGAAUGACUGGUUGUACAGGGUGUUGGAUUCUAUAUAAAUUAUCCCUGAAAAGCCCUGAGGGAAGUGGAAAAUAGGAUCAAUUGACAAUCUACAAUUUAAGGCUGUAGUAUAUUUAGUGUUAUCAUUUUGUGCUGGCUAACAUAUUUCAGUAACACAUUUCAGUACUACCGAUAUACACUGUUUCUCAAAUUAUCAAAUUCAAUACCAAACGUUGUGCUGUUGACUUCUGUGAAAACUGGACCACACAAUUGUCAUCUUACCUUGGUGUAUUCUUUUCCCAAACCCGAAUUAUGAGAACCGAAGUAACUCGUUUGUGAGUCAAAGUUACUUUUUAAGUUAAAAGAGCUCACACUGUUCUUUCACAGGAACUUCCAGAGAACGAGCGUUACUGCCCACCGCUGACCAUCCGUGUAAGGGACUGUCGUACAUUUGGUCGGUUUACACUAGUUGGUACGCAUGUGCUAAACUCGCUUCACCGCUACUUACAGACUGGAGAGAAAGAGAAGGAAAAGCUUGAGAAAGCAGGUGAGACGAAUCAGACAUUCUAAUAAUAAUAAUAAUAAUAAUAAUCCUGAUGAAAAUUUAUCAUAAUUCCUUUGUGAAAUUCAGUCGACCGAUACAAGUUACCACACGAGGAGACAAUUGCUUACAAAAUCGUCAAUACUAGUUACUCCUUAUUCAAUAAAUAUAGUGAUACAUACUACAUAAGCUAUCAAUAAAAACAGUUCAAAAGGAUGUCUUAUGGCUCUUUGACUAACGUUCAAUUGUGCAGACGAAGUCCUAAAUUGUGACCAUUGAACAGCUAUAUUCUUGUGUUAUUGCACAGGCGGCCCAAACUCACGUUGCGUGGGAAGGGUGAAUGUAAUUUACAUAACAUAUGUGACGCGCUGGUGUCGCGUUACAGGCGACCGUUUAAAAUAUAAUUAUAAGAGACUUUGUAUGGGAAAUAUAUUACUGAGAUCUGCGAACGCUAAAUAACGCUAAACCUUACUUUUUCUUAAAUGAAAUGAAUAAAAAAGUCUUACCUGCAAUCUAUUCCGCUGCGGUUUGGUGUCUGUUUGUCGUUUUACUGUUUUUUUGGCUUUAUUGCGUAACCACUGUUACUCCUUUCAUAGAACGAAGUGAAGGCUGGUCACUUCCAUCUGUCGGGGUCCUGGACCAGUCGCCAAAAAAAUGCCGUUUUUUUCGCCGAAAUUCAAAUCCGCUGCAAAUUUUUCAGCUCCAGCCCAAGAAGGAAACCUCUUCUUCCUCUCUGAGAGAUCGGCUCGAAAAAAAAUCCAUAAUUUCCCCAUCAAAUCGAGCCAUUUGUGCUGGACUUCGAGGCAAGUCUGGCUUUCGUGCAGUGCCUGUGACCACUGUCGCGCUUACCAAGGUUUCCAAUUUCAAAUGCAAAUUAGUUGCCAGGGUGACAAUUAGCACUUAAGCGGCGGGUGCAAGGGCAGAAAUGACCCGUUAACUAGGCUCCUCGCCCCACCACGCCAAGGGAGUAAUAAGACGCUCGUGCUAUGUGAGGGAUCGCGUGUCCAGGUAGGCAACGAUUCUAUUUUCGAAUUGCGGUACAUGUAACGGUUGAUAACAAGAGUUUACAACGGAAAAUGUAGUUUUUCAUAUAUUCCAGUAUGCUAUCUACUUUGAAGAGGUUGAGAUCUGGUGACGAUUCCGAUGUAAUUCCCUUCAAGAAAUCUAGGCAUGGUAUUCCCUUUGGAUUUUUUCGACGGAAUGAUUCCUCACUAAUAGAAAAAGGAAUAACCUAUUCAAAGCUUGGUGUUGUGCAUCGAAUAAUACACUCCAUUCAUCAUCUCGCUGAAACAUACUCCCGUUAUUAUGAUCCUUUCGUUGCCUACCUGGACACGCGAUCCCUCACGUAGCGCGAGCGUCAUAUUACUCCCUUGGCGUGGUGGGGCGAGGAGCCUAGUUAACGGGUCAUUUCUGCCCUUGCACCCGUCGCGUAAGUGCUAAUUGUCACCCUAGCAACUAAUUUGCAUUUGAAAUUGGAAACCUUGGUAAGCGCGACAGUGGUCACAGGCACUGCACGAAAGCCAGACUUGCCUGGAAGUCCAGCACAAAUGGCUCGAUUUGAUGGGGAAAUUAUGGAUUUUUUUUCGAGCCGAUCUCUUAGAGAGGAAGAAGAGGUUUCCUUCUUGGGCUGGAGCUGAAAAAUUUGCAGCGGAUUUGAAUUUCGGCGAAAAAAACGGCAUUUUUUUGGCGACUGGUCCAGGACCCCGACAGAUGGAAGUGACCAGCCUUCACUUCGUUCUAUGAAAGGAGUAACAGUGGUUACGCAAUAAAGCCAAAAAAACAGUAAAACGACAAACAGACACCAAACCGCAGCGGAAUAGAUUGCAGGUAAGCCUUUUUUUAUUUAUGUCCUUUAAGAAAAAGUAAGGUUUAGCGUUAUUUGGCGUUCGCAGAUCUUAGUAAUAUAUUUCCCAUACAAUGUCUCUUAUAUUUUCACCCGGGGGGGGUACUCCCAUACAUUACCUAUACGGGUAUGUGCCGCCCAAAGGGGUCGUGAUUUCGAAACUCCUGAUUUAGAACGGGGUAUCCAUUUCAGAGGCGUUUUAUAGAACGGGGUAUAAUAUUUCGAACGCACGAAAGCUCCGCUUUUGUAAGCAGCCACUGAAAGUAUUCAAGGACAGAUUGCCUUUAAAAAUACGGUUCAAUGCGUUAACAAGCAAACCGUUGUACUCUUGUUGCACCCUAGAACGGAGUAUAAAAAAUUGGCCCAUUUCUAGAACGGGGUAUCAGUUUUAGGGCGAAUUCUAGAACGGGGUAUAAAAAAUUGGCCCAUUUCUAGAAUGGGGUAUCAAUUUUAGGGGAAAUUUUUUCUAGAAUGGGGUGCCAUUUUGGAGUCCCGGGCGGCACAUACCCACCCAAAAAAUACCCAAGUGCCCCCCCCGGGUAUUUUCAACGGUCGCCUGUAACGCGACACUGGCACGUCACAUAUGUUAUGUAAAUUACAUUUCACCUUCCCUCGCAACGUGAGUUUGGGCCGCCUGUGGUUAUUGUUUAUUUUGCACGGGGCGGUUUUACUUAAUGAUUAGUCUGUGGUUGAAAAAAAAAAGUGUUUAAGUACACUUCCCCUUAGCUCUGUGUUGAAAAAGAAAUAUUAAUAUCGUGCUUUCUUCACACCAUCAUCCUAAAUCCUGAGAGAAUUGACAUCAUGAAUCAAUGGGAGUAAUAAUGUAUCAAUCUUUAUGUUUACGUUUUGUCGUUUACUUUGGUAACUUAAAAGAUCUGUGUUAGUUGUAACCGUGCCUACAUAACGUUAUGUCCUUUUGCUGAACCAGUUCAAUUGGAUUUUAAGUACUUUGAGGUGCUAAGCGUUUAACUAUUAUGUUUGUGUCUUUACACACAACAGAGGCUGUAGCCGGUGGAAUAGCAAAUGCUUCCCGUCCAACAUCACCAGUUCCCACCCAGGCUGCUGAUGUUGCCAUUGAGAUUGAUGAAGAUCCUCCUGAUGCAGACUCAGAGCCUCUGGUAAGCUUUAGAUGUUAAUUAUAUUACUGAUCGUCUUGGAUGUGUUCUAAUAUCCCAUCUCUAAAAGACCUUUCCCGCAUCCCUGUAAACAAAGGCACCAACUCGAGGCUCGGGUGGACAAAUACAGUGAUUUGUAUGAAAUUAUCCAUCCGAGCCUCGUUCUCAUUUCUUUAUAGGCUGAUUUAGCAACACGACGGGAACGUCAGUUGACGACGGGAAAGCGCGCGAAAAGAACUAAACACGACUUCCGGUGCUCAAUUUGCCGCUCUCUCAUUGGUCAAGCCAGUUUGAUUUGCGCGCGCCUUCGUCAACUGACGUUCCCGUCCUGUUGCUAAAUCAGCCUUAUGUUUGCGCACUGGAGCGUAAUGUGGGAAAGGUCUGUAGUUAGGACACAAUAGGGUGUUGAAGCAGCGACGUUUUUGAGUGACGCACUUCAACCGGAAGUGAGCCUUUUUCUCUUUUAAUAUGCCUCAACGCUACCAAAUUUGUAUUGCUAAGUGUCGUUACUCUUAAAGAGAAGAUUUGCCUUAAAUCUUGUUUAAAAUCACGGCUCAAGAGUGCAGUAAGUCAACUUCCGGUUGGCAUGCGUCGCUCAAAAACGUCGCUGCUGAAACUCCUUAAUUUGCCGAAUAGACCUUCACUCACUCAACUGCUUUCGUAAUUUCGUCUUUAUCAGGUUACUGUCCUUUUCAUGCAGUAUAAUUUCUCUCCUUUGCUGUUUCCUUCAUGUUUGUCUUUAGAUUGAGAUGUGUGGGGUAUAUUAUAAAUGCCAUACGGUCCUGCUUUAUGAGUCUGGUCAUGUCAUAUUGCUUACAUGUAUAUCCAUAUCUUUCUUUUCUUUCCCAUGCUUGUGUAAAAACUUUCUUUACUCCUUUCCACUAUGAUAAGGGAUUAAUCAGGUGAAUCUAAUCUCGCAAUGCCUGCAUUCUGUUCUCUGUUAUUUAAUCAACUUCUUUCGACAUUCAUUUUCGUCUGUUCUCUUUCUUACGUUGCCUUCAUCUGCAUCACCACAGCUGUAUCUCUACUCACAGAAGGUAAGACCAUCAUCGUCGUGUUUUUUUUCGUUGGGAUGUAUGGACGAGUUAUUUUUUUCCAUACCCAAACAUGCCUCAGCGGUGUUAAUAACUAUUUAUGGCAAACUUGUCCCACAGAGGAUGUGGGUACUUCUUCUGUAAUCUCCGCCUUGAAAGAGCUUGUGUGUUCACUUUUCGAUUCAUUCUUCUUAUACACCAUCCACAUCUUCUGUGGUUCGAAUAUAUUUAUGAGGAAACUGUUUCCUUCCUCUCCUAAGAUGGUUCUCUUUACUUCGCGAUUAUAAAAAGUCUUGUUACCCUUUUUCUAUCAUUGACAUAAAGAACAUCAAAAGGGGCUCCUUCGUUAUUUUUUGUGUUACAUUCUGUGGUUGUGUUGAUCUGCUAAAUAGCUGUAGUAUGACCCUUUUUUUUCACUAUUAUGAUUAGGAGUCCUGAAAUUUAUAGAUCUACAAAAAACCGCGCGAAUUAACUUGGUAUAACAUUAGCUACUGUGAGCCAACCUCAGGCAGGGUGCUAAGAAAGUCAGUUUUACAGCUUGCCCUAACCAAAAGUCAUUUCAACUAGCCCGAAAAAUUAUUUUUUUGAUUAGCAGGUUUGAUUACAAUUUUUCUCUGAUUUGGAAUCCCCGAAAAACGUCACUUACAUAUGUGCCAGUCUGGCGAGUUAAGAAGAGAAAUCAUUAGACCGAUAGCAAAAUCCACUAGCCCCGGGCUAUCUACCCUGGGUGCCAGAGGCUUUUCAUGCUCGGUUUCCGGUUUCGGUUAACGCUCGUAUAUUCGGCCAUCAGCCGAAGACGUGUCGGCCUGCGGCCGACGAAGCUCCUCGUUGCACGCGAGAAAACACCUCUGGUACCUAGGGUACGGGCUAUCGGACACCACUUACUUUUUUUUCACGCUGCCUCAGGUAGAUUACAUGGUUAUGUAUGAGAGGUCUGUUAACAUCGGUUUCGUUGCUAAGAACCAACUGAGAUUGCGGUUUACCGUUUCGUUGCUGAAGACUUAGAACUGUGUGUUUUGUCAACUGAGUUGCAGGAGAAAAAGAAGAGAUCAGGAGAAGAGGGAGGUGAAGGAGGCAAAGGUGGAAAAGGGAAAGGAAAGGAAGAAGACGACGCUGAAGACGCCUUGGACUGGUGGUCACGUUACUAUGAAACAUUAAAGGACAGAGAACGUAGUGAGAGAAGAGAAGGACAAGCCAUGUCACGCACUUCAAAGAAGAAGGAAAAGACGGCCGAAGAAACGGAGGAGGAAAAACUGAAAAAGAAAAUUCCCCGACUGACGGUAAGAACGUCUAAGAGUUCCGAGGAGCCUUAUCCCUUUAAGUCCCAAGAGUAAGUCCAAGGUUUUAUUUAGAGAAUUUGAGGGGUAGAGCGCUUCCCCCCCAAAAUGCCCAGCUUCCCUCCCCCCCGGACCCCAUAGGAAGCUCGUGGCCGAAGGCCACUCGGGACUUCUCAGUGUGUGGACUCCUGUAUAGUUACAACUGGUUUUAACGCUUCUGUUGAUAGGCGAAAAUCAAACACGUCUGUCUGAGGCUUCUUGCCUUCGAAUACAGCCAUCUCUCCUGUAUUCGCAGGCUAGAGGCCUUAGGUAGUAAGAAAUCUGUAUCAGCACUUCAGUCAGGAAUUCUACGCUCUUUUGUCUUAAAGGUUUAAGUACUAGUGAUGGGAAAAGUAAUCAUUCUUUUUAUUGAUUACAGAUCUUUGACGAAGAGUUGGAAUACCUGCCAGAGUAUAAUGGAUUUAACGAUUGGCUCCAUGCCUUUGCGCUCUACCGCGGUAAGAAAUCUAGCGAAGAUGAUGACGAUGACCACAGGAUCGUUGGGAAGUUCAAGGUAUCGUUUCCAAUUCUAUAUAUCGGUUCUUCAUGCCAUUUUCCAACAGUCGAGAAUUAUCGUUACUUUAUUGGGGCGCACUGAAGUUUUCUCAUUCUUUGAGCCCGGCAACGUGUAUUUUCUUCAUACUCUUACUUAUUUGUUGUAAAUCCCUCCUAUGUUGUGGUUGGCUGAAGUAUUUUUUUCAUGAAGUUAUCUGAUUCAAACGGCGUGAAUAGUUUCCAGUGACUAGCGACUGACGGGCGCGGAUCCACACCUGUUUCCACCGUUUUAUGGAAAUGGGACACAUUUUUCAAAAGAAGUAAUAUUUUAAUAAGAAGAACACUUUCCAAGUUAAAAUUUGGCCAGUAUCCUGUCUGAAUGACUCCGAAACACAGGAAAGGGGACUUAGGAGUAAAACUCCAAAAUAUUUCCGGGGGGAGCCCGUCACCGGACCCCGCUAGAAACUUGCGCCUUCGGCGCUUAUUUAGGGAAUCGGUCAGUAUUUGUCCCAGAACCGCGCCUAACUGGCUGUUGCACGUUCUUUGUGUUACGUUUUCGGCGUAUCUUACAUCGUCAACGUGUCUGUUUCUUUUAAGGGGUCUUUGAAAGUAUGGAAGUACCCCCUGCCCGAACACGUGGAAAUGGAUCCUCUAGUUGGUACAUUUCUCAAGUUACCAAGUAAUGAGCCCGUCAAUGUGCUGGCACGAGUUUACGUCAUCAAGGUACACAAUCAGAUACUAGCAGUAAGCCCGACAGGAUAAUGCGCCUGUAGCUUGGAACGGAAAUUUGUGUAAAACCAGUGUUUUACUUAAGUUGUUUAUGUUAAAACGUUUAUAAUUACAGUCGAACCUCUACUAACGGCCACCUCUCUACAACCACCACUUUUUUCUGUCCCUCAGCGAAGUUGGCCGUUGUGGAGAGGUUCAACUGAACUUUUCAGUGUUUCUCAGUUUAAAGUGUGAAAUACACACGAGGGGGAUUGAACAUAAAGCUUACGUAGUACUAACAGUGGUAAAGUUGAUCUGUUUCUUUAAUUGAAUCAAAGCAUCGCGUGGUCAGGGUUGUAAAACGGAAAAAUCAACCAGUCAUGAGCAAACAGCCGGAAACGCCUUCAAGGACAGAAAAAUUUGUAAAUUUUACGUCAUUACCUUAUUUUUCAUGUUAAACGAGCAGGAGUGUAUUAUCAGUUUUAAAAACUCUAGGCGAAGCCGAAAGUUUUUUUAAACCUUAUAAUACACGACUGCGAGUUUUUUGAACAGCUGAAAAAUCUCUAACAUUGAUCAACUCAUUCUUGCGCAAAUAUUUAGAUUUUGGGUUAUUUUGGUUCAAAAAAUUGGACGUAAAGUUUAGCCGUGUCUUUAUCCGAUAAAAAGACACUCAUUAAACAUUAAUUUCCUUUGUUUUUUCUUUAUGAAUUAUUAAUGAGCUUUUGAAGAAGCAGUCAAGAACUAUCGAUCUCAGCCUUCAAGCAAGCUGUCUGCUGCCCUGGGGAGGGGAUAAAAAAACCUUUCCCCCCCCCCCAGAGUCCCCCAAGAGAGCUUGCUUGCCGGCUAUUAUCGAUCUGUAAGGUUAUGGCGGAUCACUUUAGGUUUCUGAGAAACUGCCCACUUACCCCUCCCCUGAGCUAACACUAACACUUAGUUCUCACGUAAGGCAAAAUGAUGGCUUAGGGGAGGGGUAGGUGGGCAGUUUCCUGGCAAUACGAUAUACAGAUAGGUCAUUUCUGAGUUGGCUUAAGCCUCUGUUUCAAAGUGAGGCUGUUAUUCUCACCCAAAUAAAACUUAUUUUUACAAGAAAGGUUUUGCACGUAGAUUGGUUUUGAAGGUGAGAGUUUUUGGAACUCGGAAUUGACCUAUCAGGAAGUGAUUAAAUUAUUUACGAUCAUAUGUUUGUUCUAGGCUCUAAACCUGCAUCCCUCAGAUGUCAAUGGAAAGGCGAGUAGUACUCUGCGUUCUCCCUUUGCUUUAGUUGUAACACAUUGACACCUACAUGUUCAUAUCUGUUUUUAGAACGCUUGAUUUGUUUUGAGGAUCGUUCUCAUAUUAAGUGCAAAAUUGAUCAUUUCUUUCAAUUCACUCAUUCCUGUUUCUUUAGGCUGAUCCUUACCUUGUUGUAACGUUGGGCAAACACAAAGUGAGAGACCGAGAUAACUACGUGUCAAAACAACUCAACCCUGUGUUUGGAAGGUAACAACCUGCUAAACCAGUUAUUUUCAGUUAUUAGUUGGUAAAAUCUGCUCUUCGAAAUUCUCUAUAAAACAAAGUAUUUAACGGUACCAUUAAGACGAGAGACUAGGAUAAUGUAUAAGACAACCUUAUAAGACGGGGGACGUCAACAUAAUCCCGUUCUGACUGCAAGAAAUCCAGCAGUAAACCUUUUUGUAAGGGUUCUUAUUGUACCGUUGGACCAUCAGAGCAACAAAGUGAACCCCAAGAGAUUGGACCAGAAAACAGGGUCGUCCAAAAACAAGAUGGAGAGACAAUCUCACCAGGCAGCAGAUCGAACCCCGUAUGUCCUGUGUUAACAGUGAAUACAAUCCCGGAUGAUAAUGAUGAUGAUGAUGAUGAUGAUUUUAGCUCGUGAAAUACAACCCAUUAGGGUUUUACCAACUUUAUAGAUGGCGAUGUGUUUAUCCCAAAGACAGCUUCUCUAUAAUCUCUGCUGUUAUGAUCAUUGUUUGUAUGGAUUGCAACUUGGAUCAACGUCUAACCGUUUUGUUUGAUGUGCCGCGUCUCGUGGCACCCCCUUCGGCUAGAUGCACAUUACAUUCACGUUUAGCCAGUCUGAUCAGAUUUGCUGUGUUCGUGUUCUAGGUGCUUCGAAUUCGAGGCGAUCAUUCCCAUGGACUCGGUACUUACAGUCGGUGUCUAUGACUGGGAUUUGGUUGGCAGUGAUGAUCUUAUUGGUGAAACCAAAGUUGAUCUGGAAAACAGGUUCUACAGCAGACACCGCCCAACAUGCGGCCUUCAGGAGAGCUAUGCCACGUAAGGAUUUCAGUGCUUAGUUUUAUUUGGAAGAACGAGAAGGGCAAGCAGACUCGUUGCUAUCGCACGCCCCGGGUUACUCCCUAUAAUGACCUAUACGGGGAGGCCCCGCCCAAAAGGGGUACCUUUUUCAGACCUCAGGUGUAUGAAAAGGUAGGGGUGUCUGUCAUAUCGUUCUAAGACCAAAAGGGCUAAAAGAUCCAUUUUAAGGAUGUGAAAGAGACAAGAAAACUUCCUGCUUUGUUGUUAGUGGUUUAUUCAUCUUUGAGGUGCAUUUACAGCAGUUAUACAGGAUGCUGUUGCAGUGUUCGUAAUUAGAUAUGUGAAUGGGGUGCCAUCUGUCAUCAGAAGGUUUACGAAAGGGGUCUUUUUUUGUGUCAAAAAUGGUACAUGAAAGGUUAAGGGGUUGGACCUCGGGGCGGAGCCUCCCCGUAUAAAUCUUCUGUGAGUACCCCUUUCCCCCAGGCGCAGGCUCAGGUCAACACCUAGAUCGAGUAUCACUAAGUUUCACUUAAAUUUUAGGUCAGUGGAAAAAAAAAAUCGGUUGUCCAUUUUUGCGCACAUAUAGUGUAAUAAGUCAUGUUGAACUACUGGGCUAUCGCUGAGGCUUCCCUUGUUCUGUCAUGCCGCUAAUUGCUUUUAGCUCUCUGGCCACAACUGAAAAUUUUUUCUCUUUUUAAUAAUUUAUAUUGAACUGGACAUUCUUAGUACUCUGACCCUUUUGUGUUCGUCAUUUGUUCGUCUGCUUCAGGUUGUGGUUGGAUGAGGGGUGCCUGUAUCCCGAGGUUUCAAAUACGUCGAGGACAUAUUUUAUGAUUAAGAGACUAAUUCGUUCAUUUUUCCCAGAUUUGGAUUUAACAAAUGGCGUGAUCCAAUGCGCCCGACCCAGGUUCUCGCCAAGUUGUGCAAGGAUGAGGGACUGGACGGACCACACUACUCCACAGGCAGAGUUCGCAUUGACAACAAAGUGUUUGGAGCAUCUUCGCAAGUCCUGGAGGAGAGUGGUAGGUGUAAUCACUUCUGUUACUAAUCUUAGAUGUUUGCAUAUCCCUUCAGUUCAAUAACAAUACUAAACUUCCAUGUUUGACACUGCUGAACGUUAUGUAUCAUAAAUAUGCUAACAAAAAUUCAAGAUCGCUUUGUUACAGGUAAAACUGUCUUUGGGGCUCUUUUGUUAGCUUAAGCUCCAAAAAAUAGCUUGGAUUUGGAGACGGAAAUACCUCUAGUCAACCAAUAAUGGUGCGAACAUUUCACUGGUGUCUGGUUCUGAUUUGCGUGAUUUUGAUUGGCUCAGAGCACCGGGCGAAGACGCGUCUCAUUCAGGCGCCGGAAUUCUCCGUUACAGUCCGCAAAAUAUGGUCAACUUACUCUUCUUGUGAUGAGCGAACGCUUAGUGUUGGUCCCUGUCAUUCUUCAGGCCCCAGUUGUUCUAAAGGCGGAUAUAGGGAGACCUCCCUAAAAGGAAGUCUACAAUUGUUCUUCAAUCAUUUCCUUUGACCUUAACUAAGAGGGGACACCUAUAGUUGGUCCCUGCAGUUAUUCAGCCAUAUUCUUUGACUCUGUAUUUGGCGGACAGCUGCGGACACCUCCCUAAAAUGGACACCUUUGUCCCUGUCGUUCUUCGGUCAUUUUGUUUUACUCUGUAUAAGACGGACGCCUCCCUCAAGUUUACCCCUCUCUUACUUCAGUCAUUUUCUUUGACUCUCUUGAAAGGCGGACUUAAAGUGCCGGUCCCAAGGGUGUUCAUGUCAAAGAGAGUUCAUUGUAAUGUCUUCGUUAUAUUUGCCGUAGGGUUAAGCCAGUGUUAUUCUUGCAGGUCAUUUCAAACAGUCAGAUGAACCAGUAGCACUCAAAGCUCUGCGGAAUUUCCACACUUUGAAGAGAGGCUUUCAUCUGGUGCCGGAACAUGUUGAGACCAGGUCACUGUUCAACCCAGAAAAACCCGGCGUGGAACAGGUAGGAAAUAGAUUAUUUCACUUACAAACACCCCUAGCCUCCGUCGCCUUCGUCGCGCGUUCUCUCCCCCCCCCCCCGAGGGAGAAGGAAGGAACCGGGAAGAAACUCGUGACAAAGCCCUAAGAACGUCUGCGUGGGAGGCUAAAACGCCGCAGGUGCUAGUACGUUUGGCGAUCUUUUAGUUUUUCUCACUUACUUCUCGAUUGUUUUUGUUGCUGCUUUAUUUUCUUUUCUCCUGAAAAAAGGUAAUCUCUUUUUGUAUUUCAGGGUAAAGUUGAGAUGUGGGUUGACAUGUUUCCCAUGGAUAUGCCUUCACCCGGAGCACCAGUGGAUAUAACUCCCAGAAAACCAACAAAGUAAGAUAUCUUGCUCCACCUUGUCUAGUCUUUUAAUAAACAUCUUUAAUGUCACAACAGACAAACUAGCUUGACUCGCUUUCAAACUGGAAGAUAGUGACGUUAUCAUCGUCUUCUUAAUAGAACAAAUCUGAUAUAAAUAUAUUAUGAAUAGCAAUGCAAAAGGUUAACGGUUUGCAAGGAACUUUGUAAAAAGUAGGCAUGGUGAAAAUGUUGAACAUGUGACGUAGUAUGCUCGAGGCCUAUUAAGCGUUUUUACACCAAACCAAUGAAACAACGGCGACCAAUCGGAACAGUUGAAGCCAAUACUUUGAACCAAUCAGAGCUCGAGGCAGAUACAUGUAGAGGGCGGUUGGCGCGGGAGAACGAAAACGCGUGCGAGUAAGUCACACUUGGAUUUGAUUUUGCUUUGAUUGGUUAGCGAAGUGGCGCGAAAUUAUUAGCUAGUCACAGUAGAAUUCCUUAAUACUGAGAGCCUAGUAUCAGCAUUACAGAGUUGUCUGUGUCAUAGAGGCUGGGAUUGUAUGAAUUUUGGUAUCUUCGGGACUUACACAGUGUCCAUAUUAGAGAGGUGUCCGUAUUACAGAGAUUUCCAUAGGGAGUCUCAGCUAUUUCAAGGAUUCAUCCAACAAUACGAGAUUGAUUAUUUUCACUACUGACUACAUUGAAAACCACUCUUGGUGUCCAUCCUGUAGUUAAUGUGGAACUCGAGUACAGAAAUUUUAAAUCUCAGAGUUUUUUAAAUUCAUGUUUACUUUAGUUACGAGCUGAGGGUUGUCAUCUGGAACACUGAAGACGUGCCACUUGAGGAAUCCAACAUACUGACAGGAGAGAAGUGUAGUGAUAUCUUUGUUAAAGGGUGAGUACUUAUGCAAGGAAAGCGUUGUUAUGGCUUUUAUUGCCCAUAGGAAACAACAAAGAAGCCAGUCUUGCUCAAGAUGUGGGUGGUUUUCCCCCCCCCCUCCCCCGGGCCUUGGGGGAACUCCAUAUAAAAGCCUAUACAGAGAUGCUCCACCCGAAAGGGGUACCGUAUGUGAAACUUUCGUUUACUUCAACUAGUUAGGGUAGGGAAAUCUGUGAUUUCGGUCUGUAAAACGUCCCCAAGGGGCUAACUGAUGUAUUUUAAGGCUGUAAAAAAAAAUCGAUUAAUUGUUCUGGUUGUGUGAUUUACUCAUAUUGAAAGACCAUUUGUCCAAAACUAUUUGUCAAAAAUGGUAUGUAAAAGGGUAAGGGGUUGGGAAAGGUUUUGGUUCAUUAUGUUCCGCAAGAUUUUGUCACCGCAGUUUUUGUCCCACUUUAUGUCCCAGAAAAUUUGCCUGCUUGACUGGCUUGUUUUAGUGGUAAAAUAUUAGGGACCGGUCAUUAUUUAUCGCCCGGGGGGGGGGGGAGGCGGAAGAUUUGGGGCUAAACAAGGUGAAAUUUAGCUGAUCCCCCCUUGGAGCGUUACUUCACUGAAGUGAUCCCCCCUAAUAACUUUUGAUGACUUUCCCCCACCCUCAUGUCCUUAUUUUCCAAGCAUAUUUGAGUGGUUCCCCCCUCUGAAUCCUUCCAAAGUUUUAAGCGGUCCCCCCUUUUGGGUUCUCAGUUACGACUGAUCCCCCCUUUUGUUUUCCUAAAAAUCAAGUGAUCCCCCUUAAAAUCCUCCCCCCGCCUUCCCGGGCGCUAAAUAAUGACUGGUCCCUAAGUGAUUGAGGAACCAGAAGGAUGAAUGCUGAAGUAAUAAUUAUCACCUACAAAUUGAAAAUCCCUUGGCACAGGAUUUCAGAAUGGUGUGUAUAGGCUAUUUUAUGUAGAACUCUCUCCUUGAUAACAAUGAAUUUACGAUGUGUCCUUCCCUUUCGUAGUUGGCUGGAAGGGAUGAAAGAAGAUCGUCAACAAACAGACGUGCAUUACAGGUAGGCCCUUCACGUGUCUAGCAAGAACUAUUUUGAUAUAUUUGCAGGGUUGUCUGGAACAACGGCUGUCAUUUUUUCUCUCGCUAUUCUCAGACAUUUAAGGCCCUGUGUGCCACAAGUUACGAGUAGGAUAGGUGAAGGUCAGUGGCGGAUCCAGGGGAGGGGCCUUCCCCCCCGCCCCUUAUUGUUACCAAGCUGAGGCCCAAAGGGCCGAAAAUAUUUUUUUUUGAAAACUGGGACCCCGUUCUCUCAGGGUCUGGAUGUCCCUCUCCCUCCCCCGUUCACCUUAUCUGAAGGUCUGGGUCCGCCGCCAUCAUAGUUGAUUCUCACGCGCAGGCUUAAACCCAACAGUAAUGUCAGAUUUUGAAAACGACUUGAAUCCCACCAUUGGAUAGAAACCCUUCGUUUACAUUAGUUUCCUCGUUAGUGGAAAGUUCAUUCCUACCGAACUGUUUAACGUACUUGUGUUGUUUUUUCCUUCAAGUGUUGAGAUAUUCAUUUCAAUGUGGAAAUAGUUUUAAGGGAGGACAUUUAACGCAACAAAAAUGGAUUGCCCCCUGGCGGUUUGCAGAUUCCUUAGCCAUGGUGCGCAAAGCUUGGCUGAACAUUUGCAAAAUGAAAGUAACGUUCUGCUGUAAAUUCCACAGAUCGCUCACUGGUGAAGGGAACUUCAACUGGCGGUUUAUCUUCCCAUUCCAGUAUCAGAAAGCAGAAGAAAGAAUUGUCAUUACCAGAAAGGUGCGUUUGUUUCUUCGUCUCAUCCUUACCUGCUACAACUGAUAUCACUCUUUACCACCCUGAUCGCUUACAUAUACUUUAAAUUUGUCUUCAAUCAUAGGCGAGUUUCUUUUCCUGGGAUGAAUCAGAAGAAAAGGUUCCUGCAAGGCUUCACUUACAGGUGUGGGAUGCCGAUGCUUUUUCUGCCGACGACUUCAUUGGUAAGAUAAGUAACUUCAAUGCAUUAUUGCAUAGCCUUAUUCUAAGUAUCUAUGAAAUACGAGAUUAAGCGUGCUUAAAGAGUUUCCAAACACCCGGCACUAAUAAUGUUGCAAUCGUGCGUCGCUGUUGUGUGGAUAUUUUAAGAACGCCUGGCGCUAAUAAUGUUGCAAUCGUGCAAAGAAGAUUAAAUCAAAGUUAUCUUUUAUCUUCAACAAACACUUCAAAUGGUUCACUUUUAACAAAGGUAUCAUUGAGUAGUUAAAGAAUUACGAAUCUAUCACACAGACACACUUACCAUCCUGGUGUAUCUCUGUCGAAACAUUACAACAACGUAUUUUGGAUAGUGAAUAGUCGUUUAAGUCAUUGAUGUUUUUCGCGUUUUUGCCCUAUCUCAAGCGCGUCAUUAACGCGGGGCAAUUCGUUCCAACGUUUUGGCUUCCCGUUUUACGCCCAGACCGAAGAUAAAGGAGUCAAUUUUAGCAGUCUAUACUCACUGUCUUCCUCCGUGAUCAGGUGAUCUAACGCUGGAUCUCACGCGCAUGCCCAAGGGAGCCAAGAGUGCUAAGACCUGCACUCUGGACAUGCUUAAACAAGAUGGAAGUGUUCCUCAGAUGUCCUUCUUCAAAGCCAAGCACAUGAAAGGCUUUUGGCCAUUCACUGUCAACACUGAAGAAGAAGAGAUCGAACUGGCCGUAAGUGUGCUUUCUACUUGUUUUCAACGAAACUUUUUUGAACCGUUUUUCAUUGCUGGUUGAUGGUGGAUUAAUUUCUUUUUGUUUUGUCUCCUCACCGCUCUUUAAUGAGAGAAGUAGUUGAUGAAGGAUCAAUUUAGGUUUCUGGGAAACUGCCCACCUAGCCCUCCCCUAAGACAACAUUAACACUUACUUCUCACGUAGGGCAAAAUGUUGGGUUAGGGGAGGGGUAGGUGGGCAGUUUCCCAGAAACCUAAAGCGAGCCGGAACUUCAAUGUAUUUGUGUGCACAAUGAUCCCUACGUUCUUCCUUUUUUUGAGUCCAUUGUGUUGAGUGUAGUUUGAGUUAGGAGUAGCAAGUUAAAAAUGCAAAUGUUUACGUUAUUACUUUUUUUAAAACAGGGCAAAGUGGAAGCUGAACUUGAAUUGUUGACUCAAGAGGAGGCUGAAAAGAAGCCCGCUGGACGGGCCCGUGAGGAUCCGCAGGCUCUAGAGAAACCCAAGUAAGACCUGGAACUGUGCUUUGAUUGCCUUAAAUGUGCCGGACUGCCCCAAAUUAGUUGCAUUGUUUUGCCACACUUGUAACCUGCUACACGAUUUUCGUAUGCUACAUAUUUUAUUUCGCUUGGUAGCGAUUGCAUGCUUUCCCGCGAUUUGUGUUCACUGCUUCUCCACAGACCGUACUUGAACUUGCGGUUUGUCUCGCGUGUCGUGUUUUUUGUUGUGAUCACUUGAACUUCAAGUUUGUUGUCUUUGCAUGUAACUUGCUCUUUUAAUGCCAAUUUGUUUGCUUUUUCAGCCGCCCCGACUCAACCUUUACCUGGUUCAUGAAUCCCUUCAAGUCCUUAAAGUACAUGUUAUGGAAUAACUACAAGAUGUGCCUGAUCAAGUUCCUGGUCAUUGGACUGCUAGUGGCCCUUAUGGGCUUGUUCUUCUACUCCAUGCCUGUAAGACUGACCUUAACUAAAUAUAACAAAGUCACUCGUAAACUCCCGUCUUGCAUGGGUAACAGGGUUAGUUUCAAAAGAAACUGCGUCAAGAGGGGUGCGUGUGGGUUUGGUGCCAGGGGGAACACAACAAUUUGCUUUUAUCAACGGAGUUGAAGAAGAGCUUCCAGCGAAUCAAGGAUUGAGGGUUGGGUUAGGUUAAGAUUGUGGGUACUUGCUGACCAUACAGUGGGAGAAGGAAAUUGCGUAACGGUCUGCGAAACAUGUCCAACAUUUUCAACCAACGACAUUUAUGUGAAUACUAGAUACAACACUCUGGUUCAGUUUUAGUAUCUCGUUGGAUAUCUUUGGACAAAGUUUCAAUUUAUCUAGACCUAACCCUGUUGCAUGCAGUAACCAGACAAUAAGCAGGUGUACGUCUUUUUUGUUUGAUGUUGUAUUGGUUAAAAUGCGCCAGAACUGAGAGGGCUUAGAACUUAUGACACCAGUUAAGAUGCAUUUAAAAGUUUACUCGGGAUAAGCUUGUCCAAGGGUGACCUUUCUGGUAAGAUAAGAAUGACACAGGGACACCAGACACUAUUUUUUCAUGUAACUGUACAGACGUUCUUACUACGACUUCUUUUUGUUUUUUGGAAGCGUUUGUGGCCAAGCAAUUAUAACUGUUUCAUCUUUGAGGUAGUUGUAUUCACUUAAACAAAACAGCACGGCUUUGUCUGGCAUGUUUUUUGACGCUCCAGUCAUCCCUAUAAUGUUUAUAAGUUUGUCCUUUAAUAACUUCCCAUAAGGGUUUGUACAGUUCCCUUUCCCACACAAUUUAAUCGUUUACCAUCAUUUGCUAAUGCUCUUCGCGCUUUUGUUUUUUUCAGGGCUACACAGUUAAGAAGAUCUUUGGAGCUUAAGCUCUGCAACCAAAUCAGAAAUCAGAGUCCUUCUCUGGCGUUGCUGAACAAUUUAUUUAUGGAGGUUCCAUAAGUUCCUCAAUAUAAU